AAGUAUCAGGUUGAAGUUAAAUGUGCUCAGAAAAUGCUCAGAUAAAGUGGACUAAGUGCAAAGUCAUCAAAAAUGAGAAAACGUCUUGACUACAGUUUUUAAAUCUUUUUUUUAACUUACUUAUCCUAUCCAUAUUGAGCAAAUUGCCAUUUUUCAGUUUAUACCUUUAAUAUAAACUCUUCUCUCUCUAAGUAUACAAGUGAUUGUAAAGCAGCAGACUUGCUCAAUGUUGUUUCCCUUAAAAAACUUUGUCUACUGUUACUUUAGACACAGUUAAGUUUGUGUUUUUAAUUAACACAUGCUCAUGCAGUGUUAAUGUGUGUUUUCCUGCCCUUUUUUGACUUAAAGUGAAAUUGACUGAUACGUUAAAAUGCCACCAAAACCCCCUCCUCAAAUUUCCAGUAUCGCAAGUUGAGACUGUGAGCUAUUUACUUUUCGGUUUUGGAUUUACGAGGCUGCAAUAAAACGACAAAACCGGAAACCCCAAAGACUUCAACGUUGAGGACAAACCUCACUCAACCCUCGUUGUUUCCGACGACAUUUGAUUCCGAACGGUCGGAGGUACUUUUUGUCCCUCGGCCCGCCAUGUAGAAACAGGAAGUUGAGAAAAGCUCCAGCAAAACAAAAACAACGUUGAGGCGAAAUUAUCCGAAAAAAUAGUUUGAAAUGGACAAUCACGAGUCUAAAUCAAUAAGUAACGAUUCACGCUGCAUAUUUUUUAAUACAGAUUCAGAAGACUAUCGAUGCGUAAGUAAAUAUACACGAUUUCACCCUUGACUUUUGAUCCUAAAACUAGCUUCCAGCUAACCUCCCAGCGUCUUCAGCGUUUGUAAUAAUGUGCUCGAGAUGGUUUUGAUCACUUUAUUGAUUAUUUAAGGAAGAUAUGGAUGUAAUAUAUGUAUCUAGUACCUACUGUGUCGGUAAAAUUAUGCUGUUAAUCGUGCCAGCAUCAUAAAUUGGCCUGUGGAGUUUAGUGCAACUUAAGAAAUUAGUCUUAAGACCUGUUUUAUUAGUCAAUAAAGGAGUUAAUGCAGUGUUUUUGUGAAAGCUGAAGCAACAAAUUAACCUUAAACUGAGAAAGAUCAAUCAUACCAGGAGCCUCAUGAAAGAUAAACUUAUCAGGACAAUGUAUUUAUGUCUUGGUGUCAUGGGGUUUCUUGCUGAUAACAAACAUAAAAAGGUGAAACUUGAGUUUUCUUACAUCCACUGGUAAUAGAUACUCAGUGAGCCAUGAUAGGAUGGUUUCUGUUAAUGGUUUUAUGGUAACAACAGUGUUUGUCAUGUAAAUUUAAGACACAACAGUACACAAGUCUUUUUGUAUGCCUGAAACAAACUCUUUAAGAUGGCAGACAUCUGCAUUCAGCCACCAUUUUGAUCCAGGGACAGACUUAUGAAAUAUUGAAGGAGACAUCAUCUUUAUUGGCAGAUCAAAAAUGAAAAAGAAAAAACAAACAGCAGAGAAAAAUCAGAUAAAAAUCAAGGUAGAAACAAACAACAGACAAAGAAAAUACCUCCAGUAUAGUAAGUUCAGUGUGAAGUGUGAUUUAAAGAGAACAGACCAGAAACUUAGAAAUGGGAUUUAAUAUUCCAGAAUAGGGAUGGGAUGGGAAUGGAGAACCGAUUCUUGUUCCAAAUGGUUCAAUCCAUCAACAUCAUUUACAUUUUAUCUUAACGAUUCCUUUAACGAUUCCUUUCUUCCAGGUGCGUUGAAAAACGGUCUCGAGAGUGCCAGUCUACAUGAACGGGAACAGAGACAGUGAAAAAAAACUGAGUUAGACAGAGUUAGACGUUUAACCGAGUUAGAAGCGCAUAAAAAACACUUGACCCGUCCAAAAAAACCCUCAAAGUUUUGCACACAAGUCCGCCUUGCGUAGUAGUGUCCUCUUGUUGGGGAUUCAGAAUAUGGUCACCCUAGUGUAUGUCCUGGGUUAACAUAAACACAAUGUAGGCCAGAAAAGCUGCACAAACAGCAUUUGUUUGAUUAUUUUUAGACUGAAGGUGACAUACAUCUUUUUCUGUUAUCAGAGACUCAAUAAAAUUUUGAGUUAACGGUAAAAAAACCAAUAGUCUGCUUUUUUUUUUACAAUUCAAAGAGAGGCAUUGAUAAGGGAAUCGUUAAAGAAUUGAAUCGAUAAGCAGAAUUGAUAAUGGCAUCGAUAUCGAUAAAAUCUUAUCAAUUCCCAUCCCUAUUCCAGAAUGAGAUGUAUGUAUCCACACAGAGCCAGUGGGUUCCCUCCCACAGAAGCCACCAACUUGCACUGCCAUGUUUCUACUGUACCCCAGGAUGGACAAACUAGCAACUCAGGUUUCAAAUUGUACAUAAUACACAAACAAAAAUGGAAAAAGUAUAGGAGGUUGUUUUAAGCAAAAACAAAAAAGUUGCAUUGAUGAAAAUUUUUUAAUGAUAAAAACUGAAAUGAAGAGAUGACUCACAUUCUCAUCUACUUCUUGUUGCACCAUUCCUUUCCCCUUCCAGCUCAAUUUUCAACUCACCAAAGUGUUUUUUUUCCCACACCCAGACCUCUGCAACGAUCAAAGAAUGCUGCUGCCAAUUAAGUGUUUAACCUCCCUUACUUUUCCCACAACCUCACCUGUCAGUUCAGCCCACUGGCGCCCAGCCAAAGAUCUGUCAAUGCAGUCGAGGUUUAAGUUUUCUAAACCGUUUUGGUCAAAAUCUUCGCCCAAAUAAAUUUACCAAAGUAGUUUGUAAUGUGUGUAGUAUUCACUUGUGUCAAAGGUAUCAACCCUUUUCAACUGGAGACCACACAGCUCUAGCCAGGCAGUCAAAACUGUCCGGAUGUUAAAUGAGAAGGUUUCAAGAACUAAAACUAUACAGUAUGAGUUUAAAAACCAUGGCAUAAAAUCGAAUCAGGUCAGACUAUGUCUUCGGUAAUGAGCCCACACCUGCAUGAUUGUGUAAGCGGUGAUGAUAAACCUGUUUAAAAGUUAUUUUAUCUUUUGAAUAACCUAGUUAGGAAAUCAGUUGGAUCAGUUGUUGCCUGUCGAUCAGCCUAGCAUGACAUGCGGGCGUGUGGUUGAGUCUCUAGAACAUUUAAAUGACAGUAGGUGUAGCUUUGCAUGCUAGCAGGCUUCGGCCUUUUUUGGCCUAACGAAAUCAGAGCAAGAAUGCUGUAGUUAUGCUGUCUUGCUUUAAGCCCUGUUCCCCACUUUACUGACAACCGAUCGCUCAUAUUGGAAAUGAUCGAUCAAUGUCCUGUGUGUUGCCCGACUAGCCUAGAUUCGGAUGGCCUACAUUUACCUAGACAGGGAUUCUGAGUUUUCUAUCAAAGUUUCAAAUGAAAAUAAAGUAGAACACAUUUACUAAUUCCCUUAACUCUCCAAUCUUAUUAACUUUUUUUUUUUUGUCUGACAUUUUGAAAUCAGGGGGAAUAUUCACACUCCUGUGUGCAGCUUUAAAAUUCCAAAGCUGUCUUUGCUCCAACAGGGAAACAUAACUUUUGCAUGAAACUGGACUGUCCUGGAUUAAUACUUCAUAGCCUUAAUGAAUAGUUAUGUUGUGAAUGAAGCCUACUCUUACAAUUUUGGAUUUUUAUCUUGGGAGUUCUUACAAGUAGAGAACAAGCCUUGAUAAAUUAUAUAAUUUUGGAUGAAAAAAUUAGUCGUUUAGUGCUAAUAUCACAUGGUAAUGGCUCAUUAUUUGACCCUUGUCGAACAGAUAUCUUAUAUUUCUAGUUCUUGCUGUCUUUUUAACAUAAUGAAACAAAAGUACUCUGGUUUUGAUUGUUUGUGCAGUUUUUCUGAUUUUAUGCACCACGUAGUUGAGAGAUAAUUGACAGAUUUACUGACCAGGAGUAAUUGUUGGUCGCAGCUCUAAUCACUUUACUUAGUCAGAUUGAACAGUUGGAUCUUUGUAAAUUUUUAAGUGCAAGCUUCAGUUGAAUUUUACUGCUCAUCUUUCUUGUAGAUGUGAAAUUGAAAGCAAACUCAUGAUGAAUGCAGUCAUCCAUUCUCAGCACCAUACCAAGUUUGUGUGUCAGCAACAAUACAUUCAGAGUAUAGUCUAAUUUAGUUUUUUUUUUUUUAGAUAAAAGUUAGAUCACUCAUUAAUUAUUUAUGGAACAAUUUGUAACAAAGAGCAAGGUCUGAGCCUGUCUAACUCUCCUGCAGCUCCAUGUCGGGGUCCAUCAUUCAAAUUUAAUUAAAAAAGUAAUAACCUGAUGAGCAGGAAUGUCGGACUUUAUCUCUUUUACUAAAUCAAAUCUUUCCUGCCCGUUCAAUUUAAGAAUAUCACAAAAUUUUACUUAACUGCUCAAAACGAACUACUUCAUAAGGCUUUAUGUGUGAUUUAUAUUUGACAUGAUACGAUCACUUUUCUGGCUUUUUCUGGAAAUCUCUGUCCCUGAUACCUGUGUAGAGUAGCGGUGUUUUUCCAGUGGUGAUAAUGACACUGAUUGGAUGUAGUACUUUGUUGUGACCACUCCAGGAUGACAGGUGUAUGAUGACACCUUGUGCUGAAUGCCACAGUAAUGAUGUUACACUGCUAACACACUGUGGACGUGCCCUUCUGUAAUGUCAAUGUGAGGUUGCUCCUGGCCUCUCCUGAAGCUCACAGAGCUGACUCGCACGUCUCUCAUUCUCUUCAUUCUUUCCCCCCUUCUUCUCAUACCAGUUACUUUCCUAGUAGCUGUCACUGCAGUUUCUGCUCAGGUGUUGCUUUGCACUAAGUAUGCGGUGCGUCAGGUUUUAAUACACCUGCUCCUCUUUAUCGCACAUCUCUCAGCUGUCUGUGGUCUAAAAUGAGGUAAAAAGGGUGAAGUGCACCCGACUGUGUGACGUCCUUAGACGCUGAAUGUGUUGCAAGUGUCCGUGCAUUUCAAUUUUUUUAUGCGAAUGUUUUUUUAAUAAUUUUUUCUGUUGAACACAUGUUUGUACACGUGUACACAAACACAGUAAAGUACAUGCUUGAACAAAUAACAGUCUUGUCUACCCUGUUAUUUCACCGUUUGUGAUUGAGGUGAUGACAGAGCAGUGUUUGUGCUGCACUCCUUAGGUUUGCACAGUGCUUCAACUAAAACGAAAACAUAACAUCAAUUAGCUAAUGUAUAUCUAAGCUAUUCUAUUCCAGUUUUUUUCUCACGUAGCUGAAUGCUAAUACAUGUUUUCCUUGUUUACAGGUGCUGAUUUUAACGGUAAAACGAGCCACAGGAACCUUCUCUUUAGUAGGAUGGUAAAUAUCUCCUCAAAUUUGUAUUAUUUCUUAUAAAGUUAGAGUUUGAACCUUUGACAUGAAUCAUGCCGUAUUGUUUAACUUGUCAUAAGUGUACAUGGCAAAGUGCUAUUUGAUAAGAUUGUUGAGUUAAACAGCAGUUGAAGGUCGAGUAGAAGUUUUAAAAUAUUCUCUAAGAUUUAAAAGUAGUUAAAGUCAAAAUGAAUUCAAAAUGAAAUGAAUAUAUAAAUACCGUAAGAUCUUUUUCAAAUAAAUAAUGAUGUUAAUAUAGAGAAAACUAGACCUAUCGCUCAGAUGUAGAUCAAAUAAAUUGAUAGACUCUUAGAUUCAUUGAUUGAUUGAUAGAAUAAUGAAACUGAACCACAAACUGAACUGGAAGGAACCAGUCUACCUUGUCGAGCAACAGCCCAGGAGGUUAAGAUCACUCCUCAGUAGCAAAUCAAGCUGACAGUGAUAACACACAUGAAUAUGACGUACACUGAGUCUGCUAUCAGGUGUCAGAAAAACUUAAAGAGGACAUAAACACAGCUGUGUUAUAGGAUAUGUGUGACGUUCAUCUACUGUGAUGCACGUGCACAUGUUUUUCUUAACAUUCAUUACUUCUCCUAUAUUAGUUUUUUUUCUAUCGUGUCAGUGUCUGUCGAAGUGAUGCGCAUCUUUUUAUCCCUCGCUUCUUACUGGUACUUUUACAACAACAGAUUUUUCGAAAGUAUAUCUUCUUCUCAUAAAAGUAAAAUAAUUGUUGCAUUAAAGCCUCCCUUAUCGUGCUGGUAUUACAUUUGAGCUGCUUUUUAGUAAGUCAGUCUAUGUGUUUUGUUGUUGUUGUUAAAAACUCUGUCCUAAAAUAGCUGAAAAAGUUUUUUUUAGGUAUAAUAGUUGACAUGUCUGUUGAAUGCACUAAACGUUUUGUGUUGAGUUUAACUGAAAGUCAACCUUUCCAUUUUUGUUACAAAAACAUCCGCAGGGACAUUUCUGUCUUUCCUAUAAAUAGUCUGUUUCCCUUAAAAAAACAACAACUCCCAUAUUAUCAUUUAAAAGUUUAUAAAAAUGGAUCUUUGUGCAGGUUUGUUGUGUUAUGAUAUGACCAUAAGACUAUAUCCAAGGAUCUCAGUUUACAUACUCGCAUGUCUGUGACCAAAAGGUCAGGUACAUACAGGUGUAAUGUGGUCUAGUCUUGGUCUUUAGUUCAAGUCUGGCAGCUGAAUUCUUGACAACCUGGAGCUGAUUUCAAGUUUUUAGGUCGAGUCAGGCAAAAAGGCUGUUGUGAAUUUUAUGAGGAUGAGAAGAGAUAAAGGCAUGUGAAAUGGCCCCUGUGUGUAAGUGUGAUCCAUUGAUGUAACUGCAGCAUUAACCCUCAAGAGUUAAAGUUUAAUGAUUGAUUAAAUAAACUGAGUCAUCUUGAAGUUUCUUCCAUCCAGGACUGGACUGUUGAGUCUUUGCAGAUGAAGAGGAACCAGCCCAGCAGAGAUUUAGAUGUACAACUUCUUCACUGUGAUUGACUUUGCACAUACAGUACAGAUGUAUACCAUAGUACCAUAGCUUAUAGAAUAUAUAUGCGUUAAGGCAAACAGUAUCAAGUUUCUAUAGGCACAGGUGGUAAACAGCAAAUCACUUUAAAAUGAAAAAAGGCAAAAGUUGCAGAAACAGUUUGUCCUCACCUCAAGAGAGAGUCAAAAAAGGUUCAGCUUUGUACCAAAGUUUUCAUUAUACAGUUUAAAUUAUCAAGGCCUGAUAACUUACUCUCACAUUCAUGUACUAUGUGACAAUUUCAAUGUCAAAUCUGUGAGCAGGUAGAACAAACAGUGUCAGUACCCCCCUUUACUGUAAGCAUGAAGGAAGUAAAUACCUGACACGUGUUUUUUUCUCUCUCUCUUUACAGCCUUUUCAUGCUAUUUAUGAUCUGGCUGCUGCGCCGGUAUCAUUCUUUGGCUCAGGUAAAUUUGCACUACAGUGUACGGCUCGUUUUUGACUCCCUUUGUUUGUUUGCUUUUACAUUUCUCUUUGGUUCAUUGCCACAGGAAAUAUGUUCAAUUAGCCAUGGCAAAUCUUAACGCAAUUGAACCCAAUUAAAAUGUACAGAUUAGUCAAUUGUGGAGUUAAUUGACUCAAGUCGUUUUGUGGUAAUGACUCCCUUCUUGUGCACCCCCUACUCCCACCCCUCCUGAAAUGAAGCGGUUUCCUAAAACUCUAACUCUACACUGAAUAUGUACAUAUGUUUUGUUGGAUCCAGAUAUAUGUAAAAAAAAAAAAAAUUGGAGCACAUCAGCGUUUGAGAGCAGCCUGUGUUGCGUUUUUGAAGCCGGUCCAGCGUGUCUGUCAGGUUUAGCAGCGCUCCAAGUUAUCGCCUUCUAAUCUGAAGUAAAAGACAGCUUAACAUAGAGCUCUGUUGGAUCCUAUUACCUGUGGACCAGGUGCACUUCAACCUCAGCCCGCUCAUAUUCCUCCUCUUCCUCCUCCCUGCAUGCCACCUCCACCUCCUUUAAAGAGGUUACCUUGAGUCAGUAGUCUCUUUAGUGCUCUGCUGUGUUCUUUUUCCGUCUCCACCUCUCUCUACCACUUCCUCCUCUUCCUUCUCUCUUUUCUUCCUUUCCUCCUCUUCCUGUGCGGCUUUGACAUUGUGGUUAUUUGACAAAGAUUAAUAAAGGGCAGUGUUUUUUUGUUACUACCUGAAAUUUAGUUUGCAACCACAUAUAGGCUGAAAGCUGGCGUUCAUCCCAGCUACCUAUUUAAUAUUCUGAGUCCCAAAAGCUAUUGAUUUAUAUCAUAUAAAACAUAAUGGCUCCAGUUUGAACAGGAGGAAUUAAGGAGACCCCCUCCUCUCCUGUGAUAUUUGCACAAAGUUGUCACCAGGGACGUCAUAUGCCAAGCCGUCAGCUGCAUCAAGGAUCAUUUGAUCUAUAAUUUGCCCUUCUCCCCUAGGGAACAGAAACACGGGUAUAAUUUUACAAGAGGACAUUUUUGUUACAGAAUCUCUCUUCCUGUCUUCCUGUCCUUCUCCCCUGCACAGAAAAUGAUUCUCAGCUUGACUGUAGCAGCCUUCUUUGACAGCACAGCAUACGUCAUGGUGAGUUACUGCUGUCUGUGUCAUUAAACACACACACACAGAGGAUUUUUUUCAUGCCAAAGUUGCGAAAAUGUCUCUCUUUUACCCCCUUUUUCUUUUUGUCCUUGCUCAGGGUGAGUCCCAUCCGGAGGGAUCGCUCUGUGACUUCCAGGCCUGGUGGCUAACCUACUUUGGUAAGACAGAUCAGAGUUUAUUAAUUAGCCGUGGGCACCCUUCAACAAAAGGGUUCAGGAAGCCAAAACAAAAGAGCAAAGACUCAACUAGACAUCAUUUAUCACAAUGAAAAUUAAAGCUGCUGUGUCAUUUGUUUAGGGGCGGAGAACGAAGAGUGCCCUGACAGAAAAUACCGGUGUGAGAGUAUCAGGAAAGACUUGUGUGAAACCACGUUAGGUGAUAGUAAAGCAAGAAUGAAAAAUAAACACAUGAAUUACUACGUUAAAGCUGCUGUGAGGAACUAUCAAUUUGUGUUGAUUAUGGCGCCCCCCUGUGGACAUGGUAUCCCCUUAAACUAUUUCAACUGACAUCCACACUGCCAACUGUUUUAAAUACUGAAAGUAAUUUUAUAUGUAUGUGUACAACUAUAUAUAUACAGGAUAUCACAUUUUAACCUCACAAUUGUAAAUAAAAAGGUUUUAUCUGCAUUACCAGCUCUAUGACAGAGACUUUUAUUUUGAUAGUUUUACUGUCUCAUGAAUGUUGCCACAUUUUUUGGUAUUGUAAAAACCUACUUUUAUUUUGAAAUAAAGAAAACUACUUCUGGUGGAUUAUAAGUUAUGUGACUGAAUUAAAACAGCUAAAGAACAGUUAAAAAGCAUCACGUAUUAAAAAGGCAGAAAUUUCCAUGUUUUUUUAAAUAAACAAUACAUUUUGGAAUUUUAGGUUUUAUCGUGAACCAAUUAUCCGGUUUUACCAUUGCUGUUUUGGUCUUGUUUGCUGUUGUAGGUCAAAGAUAAAGCCAUUGAUAUCAUUUUCAGUCUGUUAAUCAGUUAAAACCUCCUCACAGGAGCUUUAAUAUAAUGUUUAAAUUGACAUUUAGUAAUUUUAGCUGUUGUGAUUCUAGUUUUCAAAUGAGGGUGUUUUAGUGCCUCUAAUGAUACUUUGGGAGGGCGCUUUUAAUAUAUUUGAAAUAACAAAACAUCUUGUGAUUGUACCACGGUAACUGCAACAAGGCAUGUAGAUAAAACUCUGAAUGACAACCGUUUAUGGUUAACAGUCUCAUUUUAUACAAUCAUUGUCUGCUGUGAACUGUCAACUAGAGAAUUGUACAAAGCCGGCACACCCCCAUGAAAUACUUUCCAAUUACAAGGUUGUUAAACAAAUUAGACACCAGUGACUUUUCAUUUUGACUUUUUUUCAACCUGAAGUAGAAGGUGAGGUAGUAUUCAUGUGAAAAAAAAACUAUUUUAAAUGGGAAACUUAAAUUUAAAAAAAAAUAACCUCGACAAUAGCUUUUAUUACCUGGGAGAUGACAAUCCUGUGAGUGUUUAACUGUUUACAUUGGUUACUGUUUACACAGGUAUACGUAGGAAGGUGUGUGAAGUAUUCGUAAAGUCAUUGCCGUUGGUCAGACAGACUGCCUGUAUCCACUGAGGAUCCCUCAUUGAUAGAUAGUCCAGCUUUUAUAGAAAUUUAUCAUUGUGUCAUACUGCAAAAAAUAUCUGUGAUUAUUUGGCAUAUGAUGCAUUUCACAGUGACUUUACGAUGAUUCUCUCUUAUUGCGUUGCUAUAAUUUUAAUGCAAGGACUUUUAUGCGUGCGAAAGCCUUUCCUCCGUCCUUUUACUGCUUUAGUUUUGUCAACUCAGCAUGCAUUCUCCUCCAAAGUUUUUCCGAAACAAGGGGGUAGAAUAUUUACCAGCAUUUGGAUCGGCCCCAGCUGUCAGGGGUGGUAACUCACUGGUUAAGCUUUCUCAGCAUUAAGGACUAUUCACACACCCAUACCAGGAAUACCACGCCUAUGACGGUGUUGUAAUACUUGGGAAUCGAGCGCCAUGUGGUGAACUUAUUGGCCUGUUGCAGCCAUUCAAUAAAACCGCCCUUAAAGUUGACGCCUCUGAGUUUGAUCACUCCUCUGUAUGAGGAGAUAGUUUUCCUCCAAUGACAGCCCAGCUUUUAAUUUGGGUUAUUAAAGGACAUGCUCUUUCUCAGUUUCGUGUUAGACUUUGUCAGAUUUCUUAGUUUUAUGUGCAUUUGUGGCUUUUUGCAUGUCUCUUUCAGCCUUGAUUAACAUAAGGGUUCUAGGCUAGGACCUGCUGCUGAUACAACACCACACCGCGCUUGUUUUUUAUUACUCUUGCACACUUACACGCGCACACACACAGAUGGAUACUGGGGUAAUGGGCAGUGAGUUAGUGCAGCCGGGUCUGCGCCUGUCACCUCCGUUAAUCACCAGGAUCCUCACGCUGAGGACAAACGGCCGCACAUAAACACUGGCUGAACGGGCACUCUGUUCUGUUGCGAAGAGUCGAGUCUAGUGGGAGCUCCCCGCCGAACAGCUCAGCUUUUAACUCGGACCAAUAAAAUUUUAUGAAAUGUGUUUGAAAUGGAGGAAGAUGGUAGCGAGGGCAGCAACAGGACAGGUGGUGAGGCUGAGCCGCGGUGUCAUCAAGUCAAAGCUUCAGCUGCUGUCUGGUUAUGUAAGACACGUUUGCGAUCCCAGUGACGGUGAUUUAUUGUGAUGGAGGCAGAGACAGCCAGCCUCCUUCUUUCUUAGGCACUGCAGUCGACUCUUAAAGGUUCUCUGGGUGUAAAAAAAAAAGAAGAGUGUGUGGUUAGGGUGUUUGUGUGCACUAGGAGGGGGUUGUGUGUAACUGAGGAAGCUGAGUAUGCUGCUAAGAAAAUCCAUCAUCGUGACGACUGGCCCUGCCUGUCCUGUCAACAGAAAUACACACAAAAACACACACAUAUGUGCACACAAAUGGCUGGAGAUGAGAGCAGAAAAGGGAAGUGAGCUUUCGAGACAAUCCUCCUUGUCCGGGCUAAAUUCAUUCAAUUUUUCCCCUCUGCUGACUUCGCCUUCUCUCCUUCCCCUCAUUUCUUCUUUUCUUCUCAGUUUCUUCUCCCUCGCUCUAGUCCACUCAUUCUGCCCCCCUCCUUCCCGCGCCCUCCUCUUUUCUUCUCGCUCGCCCUCUGCGUUAUCUCCCUCCGCUUCUCCACAGUUCAUCAUUAUCUCUCUCCGAGCUCCCCCCUCUCAUCCAUCACCCUAAGCCACAGGUUUCCCUCAUAUUACUGCAGAAUAUGCCUUCAUUUAUCAAAAAGUGGAACACACACACACACACACACACAUGGAGUUGUUUUACACAGCGUAAGGCUUGGACACACAAUCGCAGGUGCGUUUUGUGUAGCUGGGGAGCUGUUUUGUAAUUUGACCUUGUUGUUUUUCUGUGCGUGUGUGCCCCCGCAGACUGGAGUGCCUUGGCCUGGGUUUGCCUCAUCACACUGAACCUGUACCUCAACCUGGUUAGAGAAAUAAGCACCAACAGAUAUCAGAUGUGAGUACGAGUGUUUUUCUUCUCAGUCAUACUUAUUACUAAUUGAUGUGUUUACUGAUUAUGUUUAUACCUCUGCAAAGGAAACGGCUGUAUCAGCAUCAGAACCAGGAUAGUUAAUUUAUCCCAGGGGGAAAUCUGGUCAUUUCACUUACUCUUAAAAAUAGAAAUAUUAAUAGAGGGAAAAUAGAAGUAGGGAUGGAAUUAGGAUAAACAAGAAAUUACAAUGUUUAGGACAAAGUAUGGACUAUUAGAAAUAAAGCUAUUUACAAAAGAGCAGAGUGUCUAAGAUAGGGCUGGGCGAUAUGGCCUCAAACCAUUAUCACGAUAUAUUGAGUAGUUCACCUCGAUAACGAUAAAUAGACGAUAACUACUCCACAAGCUGCUCACUCCCUCCCACAUUAACUUCGUCUGCUUCAGCCGCUCCAACUUUUGAACCGUCCUCCAUCUCCUCACCUGUCUUUCCCUCUUUGUUAUGGACUAGAUGGGGUGGAGUCACUUCUCUGACGUAGGACAGCCUCUUAAAGGGACAUGAGACCAUAGCCUACCUACACGCAUCCAAAACCAACUUUUAUUUUUUUGACACAGAAUAUAUAUGUACAUGGCCAAAAUGACGUCAGCUAGUGUCGUAAAUUUCGGUAUCAGUAAAUUUUUGGUUUAUCGCCCAGCAAGUCCAGCUCUACCCCCACAAUGUCACUGGCCUUCUGGAUGAGUUUGUUGAGUCUGCUGGCUCAGUCUGCUGCCCCAGCACACAACAGCAAACAGGAUCACAGUUGCGACCACAGACUUGUAGAACGUCCUCAGCAUGGUCCUGCAGAUGUUAAAUGACCUCAGCCUCAUGAGGAAGUAGAGACGGUUUAGACCCUUCUUGUAGACAGCUUCAGAAUUCUUAGACCAGUCCAGUUCAGUCCAUGUGACUAAGUUAUCCACCACAGUCCUGAAUUCAUUCAGCCUCACCACUCUUCCUGAUGCAUCCAACUACAGCAGAGUCAUCAAAAACCUCUGAAGGUGGCAGGACUGAAGGUGUUGUAGUUGAAGUCUGUGGUGUGUAGAGGGUGAAGAAUAAAGGAGACAGGACUGUUCCCUAGGGGAUCCUGGUGUUUCUGACCACUCUGUGAUCACACAGGUGAGCGUAGGUACAGUUGAGCAGGAAGGUGAUGGCAUCCGCUACUCCCAGGUGGAGCUGGUAGGCGAACUGGAAUAGAUCUGACUGUCGGCCUCAGCUAUUCAAAGGUUAACAUCACUGUGACCUCUCAAAACAAGGUCUUUCCAAAUCUAAGAAACCCAUAUUGACUGCAAGAAGAUGGACAACAUGAUAGCUUACCUGAAGUAAAGCCAAAAUAUUUGGAGCUCCCCCCACUGGCUGGUUGCAGUAUAGGUCAUGAGGUUCGCUAUAUGAUAAAGCAAUUACACAGGACUAUCAUUAAAAUCAUGGUCAAAGAGUGGACUAUUUCUCCUCACUCUGCUCUUUUCUCACUUGUGCGUUCUGCAUGCAUGAUUAAGAUGUAGGAGACAACCACAAACUCAGGGAAAAUAAUGUGGAGAGAGCGAGGAGGUGGAAAAGGAGUCUGGUUUUUGAAAAAAUUUCCAUUGAAACAAUAUUUAAAAACCGACAAAACAUAGGGGCUGUUUAGUGGGUAUCGUCAAAAUUGUAGCCGAUUGUUUCCCUGACCUACAAAUUAACCAAAUAAAUUAUUUUUUUAUUUCUGUACAAAAGCACAUAAUUCCUAUCAAAGUGUCUGAUGCUGUUUAAUAUGUACGUUAAUCCGCCUGUAGAUGAUUUCACUCUGUAUCGUGUGUGUGUGUGUGUGUGUGUGUUUGGUCUGCCAGAGCAUGUGUGUCCCUGCGGAGCAUUGACAGCCCCUCUUUUCUUCCCUCCUUCCCACCUCCUCCUUUUCUUUUCCAGCCAGCCGACGCUCUAAUUGAAAAGGGAGUGAGUGUCAGCCGUUAAGUGUGUGCGAGCGUCGGUGUGUGCGUGCCCGUCUUCACGCUUCGUGGCUCUAUGUUUCUGUCGCUCAAACUCCCAUGAGCGCUCUCCGCGGCGCGAGUGCGAAUUUGCUUGCGCGCGUGUGAGAUAUUGUCUCAUUUUCCAUGCCUCGCGCGGAGCCGUGAGAUAACAACACAUACUCAAAAAGGAAAAAAAAAAAAGGAAAAGUUAUGCGCUCUACGGGUGGAUAAGAAAGCUUUAACAAGUUAGUGGCAGUUUUAUUUCGUAGAUGUGUGCUGGUGUGUACAGCCCCUCCACCCUGAUGUGUGUGUGUGUGUGUGUGUGUGUGUGUGUGUGUGUGUGUGUGUGUGUGUGUGUGUGUGUGUGUGUGUGUGUGUGUGUGUGUGUGAAGGGGAGGGUUGGUUAAAAAGCUGCCCUCCUCCACCUCCCAUUGGGAGUUUCCCUGCAUUGAUUAGCAAUAAGCCAGGCGAUUUAAUGGAGGUAUAACUCAAAAGGAGACGGCUUUAUGGGCGCAAAGAAGGGGGCAGGCUAGGGGGCCAAAACUAGCUGGCUCCAGAGCUUUAUCAGCUGCAUGCCUCUCACAGGUCCAGAGGGACUAGGUAGGAAAGAGGACAUGUCUGUAUUUUCCAGGAUUGGUCACCCAUGGCGCAAAAUAAAAAACAUCUCAACACGUAAUGAGAUAGAGCGAGGCGAGGCGAGAGGAGAGAGCGUCAGGGGGGUUGUCAUGUAUUGACUGCAUAGAAAAGCCGUAUGUGUUUAGGCAGGCGGGUAUGUUGCUUUGCAUGCAUGCACAAUUACCCCUCAGCCCCCUAACCAAACCUUACAUCCUCUCUCCCUCUCUCUCCCUCUCUCUCCCUCUCUCACCCUCUUUCUCUCUCUUGCACAUAAAUUCACACACACUUAGAGUGACGGCACAGUGUGAUGGUUUAUAAAUGAACAAAUCGCCAGAGGAGAUGGAGAACGCAGGCUGGAUGAUCUAAGAGUGAUUGAAGUGGAUGCAAGAGAGGAUGGGGAAGUGUGGCUGCGCGCAUGUCUAUGUCUGUGUGUGUUUGUGUGUGUUUGAAGGACAGAUCCAGGCAAGUGAAGAUUGAGCCUCGGGAGACAUUUCUAUACAAGGCAGCGUGUGUGCAUGACUGCAACACGCAGGUGUGUGAAAUGCCGGGUGCAUAGCGGUCCUGCUGUGCCUCAUUAAGCCCAUGUUGUGCGCAGCUCCGGACCCCGACGUCUCACACUCACAGCGCUGCGAGUGCGCCGUGCGUGAGCUGCGGAGUGUCUGUUGUCUACGAGUGUGAGUGGGUCUGUGAGCUCUCGACAUUGAUUUCCUGACAAGCCCCCCCAUUCUACAGCAGUCGUCAUGCCUUAGAGGGGAGGCACUGAUUUCACCAUUUGUAUCUCUCCUCCCACAACCAUACACUGUCUCCCUCUCUCUCUCUCUCUCUCUCUCUCUCUCUCUCUCUCCUUUGCAUCCCUUCCUCUCUAACUCUCUUGCCUUCUCCUCUCUGCGCCUUCCCUUGUUCUCCCUUUCUCUCCCACUCCCUCUUGUGUUUGAUCUAAUCUCCCUCUUUCUCUCUCUCUCCUUUUCUCUCUCUCUCUCUCACUCUUCAUCUACUCAUUUCCUAUGUCUCUCUCCCACCCACUACUCAUUUCUAUUUAAACCACCAGCCGUCUCUCUUUCUCCACCACCUCCCACACACUCGCGCACUGCUGUCUAUCAGAUGGGGGGCAGAGAAGGAAAUAAGAGCGAGAGUGUGUGUUUGUGUGUGCGCGCUUGGGAGUGUGUGUGUGUGGCACACAACUCAAGAGGGAUUGAGUGUGUGUCAGCCGUGUCGCCACCGCUCGAUUGACCGCACUUGGAACAAGUCAGGGCAGGACUUCCACUCUAUUGACCGGGCGACGUUGUACGCUCUAUAAAGUAUCGACGCCCACACCGACGCCCGAGACACUGGAGCUCACACCUCAUUCGUCUCUCUCUCUCACACACAUACACGCACACACAUUUACACGCACACACACACAACCAUGUUCAGUGAUUGAGACUUUUUGAACUUGUUAGAAAGCUGCCACUGAUCCCAUGCCUUUCAGAGGAGGCCGACAUGAGCUUCGACAUCUUUUGAAGUCGUUUCCUUUGCAAGACAAAAAAACAAAAAGUUCAACAUCAUGUGUUUUUCUCUUUUUAGACAGCUUUAUCCAUCAAUUUUGCAGCCACCAGCCCCCGCUGAGGGAAAAAUCUGCAUCUUAUUUCUGGUUUUGAUUCUCACAUCUUCCCUUUGAAUUAUUUUAUCCUCAAAAUUGAGAGUAUCUCUGGUUUAAAGGCUGCAAAUGACUGAAUCAUUGUGGGCACUUUCCUGCAACUGAAACAUGACCUUAAUGCAGGUGCCAAGGAGGAGAUGUGCUGAAGAGGAGGUGAACUGAUUCAACUUUGAUUUCAGCUCUCUGGUUCUGGUGCUCAUUAUGAACUACGUUUCGUCUUUGUUUAUCAGGUUGUACCAUGUUAUGGCGUGGGGCGUGCCUCUGGCCAUGGCGUCUUUGCCGCUCUUGAAGGGUUACUACGGCCCAGCAGGAGCCUGGUGGUGAGUACAGCCAACAAUCAGCUACAGCAUCAUUUUCAUGUUUUUACAGCCAGCGACAUAUUUUCCGUUAAAGGCCCUUUCUUUCAAGGAAGGCCACAGCUUUGGCAUCAUACCAGCUCCAGAAAGGCUCUUUCCCCCAUAAGAUUUUAUGUGAUAAAAUUGGUCAUUAUCAGCACAUCUUUGAGCAGUAAAAACUGCCCCCUCAGGCCCUCCAGUUCUUGUAGUGAAAAAGAAAGGCAUUAUUUGUUUGGAGGGUAGUUAGGGGGUGAGAGAAAAAGGGGAAGAGGCCAAGGAGAGGAGGCGGUGGAAUGAGAAUUGGGACAGAGCCUUAAUCUCCGGGCUCGGCUCUCUCUUUCCACUCUCGGCUUAUUAAUAGCUGCAGCUGCACAGCUUUUCCCCUCCGCAGUCACAUAAGUUUCUCUCUUCCGCUCACGCUUUCCCUUUCCUUUGUACAACCCUCAUCGCUCUCUCCCUCUCUCUCUCUCUUUCUCUCCCCCCAGCUGGAUCACAGAAGAUCACGUAGCCUGGAGAUUUGGGAUGUAAGUAGACCCUUUCAGCGCCGGCAUCAAAGCUUCCCCCACUGGGGGAGAUGGGGAGGAGGGGGGUCUCUGCGGGGAAAUGUGAAGGGUUGCGUGUCAGGGGAGCCUGAAGGGUUUUUUCCCUCUUGGUGUAUGGCCAAGACGUGAGUGUGUGCGUGUGUGUGUGUCUGAAAGUGUGUUUGCGCACAUGGAUGUGCCUGUGUCUGCCUCUGCCUUGUCAGAUUUAGGGGAGUUGCUACACUGUGUAUUUAAGUGUUUAGGAUGGCUAUGAAGGAUUAUGCCUGUCUGCUGCUUUCUGCAACUGGCCCUAAGUCUGCGAGGGCUCUGCCAAUCCCCGCCACAGACGUUUAAACACAUACACACAGACACACACACACGUACGCACACACAACAACACUUCACUGUGAGCCAAGGUAAUCGUGUUGCUGCUCACGGCAUCAGCAGGGAAUCAAUCUUUCUAAACAAAUAAGCAUGCGUACACACAGACAGACUCCUGCAGACAAACACGCACGCACGCACACGCGCACAUGCAGAACAACACAUAGCUAUCAGCUGUGCUAAACGAGCCCAUGUCUCUUUUAUCAGUGCUCCUCUGCUCCCCGGCUCUUUCUAGUUUUCCGCGCUGUCGUGGCCCCGGGGGGACGAGCCGCUCAGAGGAUCAGGGAAUCUUCAUUAGCUCUAAUUACAUCAAACCAGACGAGAGAUUAGAGGCCAAGGCAGCGGCACCCGUCAAGGAUAGGAAAAAAAAAAAAAGAAAAAACACAUACGCUCAAACACACGCUCUCUCCGCUGACAGCUGGCAGGGAGAGUCACGGGAGAGCAAAGGUUUCCGUAUUAAAGGUGAAAAGUGGAAAAGGUGGGAGGGGAGACAUACGGGGUACAGUUAGGGAGACAGGGAAUUACUCAGCAGGGGAAGGAAAGAGAAGGCGGCGUAGCUCAAGGGAAGGGAGGGAGAGCGAGAGACAGAGAGAGAGAUAUAUAGAUUGCCCUCGUCUCUGCCCACGCCCCGUAGUGUGUCUUCAUCAGAGUUCAGUGAAGCGCGCGGACAGGACAGGAGAGGAGGUUGGAGAAGCCGGGGUGAGGGAGGAGGUGUGAAAGGGGAUGAAAGAGGAAGGUGAAUGAAAAGCAGAGGACAGCGUUUUGUGACCAAGGUGCAGAUUUUCAGGUGGUUGAGUCAGCAAUUGGAAACACUCGAGCUGUGCUGAGUCACCGCUUUAAGAGUUUCCCAUUGGCGUGUAUCGUGGGCCCUGGUGAGACUUAGCAAUGGAAAACAGAAAAUGACGUGUCGAAGUGGAAACAUUUUAUUACGUGGCUAUUUUUAUCCAAAUGAAAACAGGCAAAGUAGAGUCAGUUUGUCCAACUCUUUGGCCCAACUUCUGGUUGAGCCAGUUCACUCAAACAGAUGUAGUGAUCCUGGCUAUCGUGUUCUUGCUAACCUUUCAAAACCACACCAAUCUCAUAGACUAACACACCUGGAUAAUGCAGUCAGGGUUUGAUUUUUGUCUUCCAAUCGAUCAAACUGAAACUGGUAUAAGCGUUCUGCGUAUGCCCCAGUGUUCGCUUAUCUGGCUUUGAGCUGGAAGUUGAAUAUAGUCGCGUUACUUGUAGUAAACAAAACCUUGUCAGUUGAACAAAACUCCUCUAUUGUACAAACAGUAAAGAGCUGAAAAAGUGACGUUUUUGUAGUUUAACAUACAUCAUACAUAGUAGGGCUGGGCGAUAUGGCCUCAAAUCAAUAUCACGAUACAUUGAGCAGUUCACCUCGAUAACGAUAAAUGGACGAUAACUACUCCACAAGCUGCUCACCCCCUCCAAUAUUAACGUCGUCUACUCCAGCUGCUCCAACUUUUGAACCAUCCUCCAUUUCCUCACCUGUCUUUCCCUCUUUGUUAUGGACUAACGUAGGACAGCGUCUUAGAGACCAUAGCCUACCUACACACAUCCAAAACCAACUUUUAUUUAUUUAUUUUUUUGACACCAAAUACACUGAAACUGGCAAAAUGACGGUUAUUGUCGUAAAUUUCUGUGUGGGUAAAUUUUCUAUUUAUUGCCCAGCCCAACCACAUAGCCUCUUGCUAACAUGUUUGUAAACUAUUUUGAUCAUCAUAUGUCUACUGGAAGACAACCCGAUGGUAACGAGCUGAAAGGGGACAUGAUUCUGUCAAUAAUUUGAUUUUUUUCCUCCUGUUUGUAAACGUGGAGACGGACAGUAGUCCAGGUUAACUGUAACGUACGUGUAAACACAUCCAGUGUGUACCUGCAGCUAGUAUUGUUAUCUAAAAACUUAGAUUGUACCUUCCUUGUCUUUUUUUAAUGAUUUAUAUCUGGAGACUUCAAGUGUUGCUGUGCUUUGUGUACUUGUGGUAAUCAAAUCUAUUGGCACCACUGAGAACGUGUUGACAUCAGCCUGAAAAAUCCAGCCUCACAGAUCUGCUGCACAAAUGAAAGCUCUUUGUCUUGUUAUGCGUUCACACCCUGCAUCGCCUCGUCUUUGUGUCUCCUCCUCUUUCAGUCUCUCCUUGUUGUCACGUUCCCGUCUAAGUGGUUGAACAGGUAGAUCGUGAUCUUUCACUCAGAUGUAGGAUCUUGUUGGUCAGAGUUGACGGCUGCAGUCGAGCACUAACCCUCACAGACGAGUCCCUGCCGUGCUCUCAUCUCCUACAGAGCCCUUCAAUUAAGGCUCCUUUCAGCCGGGCCUCAUUCUUCACUUCUGAGCGGCACUGGAGGGAAGGCCAGGCUGAGGCCGAGAGAUUCAAUCUGUGCGCCUCUGUGAUGAUCUUUCAUUCUGCCAGUUUCAGGCUUCCUCUCUUGCUCACUGUUGUCCUCUCAAACCCCUCUGGUUCCUUCCCAUCCCUCUCUUCUCUAUCUACUAGCCGCAGCCCCUUUUCCUUUCAUUCUCACCAACCUCAUCCCUCUCUCUGUCUUUUAAUCACCCGAUUCUUCUUUUAUUUCUGCUCUUCCUGGUCCUGACCCACACUCCGCCAUCAUCCAUCCACCUUUCCAUCCUCACCUCUAUUCUCAUCUUCACUUUUAUCAUCCUGCGCCUGCUCAAAAUCCGCUCUCUCUCUCCCCGCUUUAUUUGAUUCUCUCUCUCUUCGCUCUGUCUCUCCCUCUCAUUUCCCAUCUCGCUCUUACUCACUCUCUCUCUCUCUCUCUCUCUCUCCGGGUAGUGCUCAGCUGUAGAGCACAGCGGACUCUAAUGGCAGAUCAUUAUCAUGCUAAUUAGAGCACUUUGUAGCUGCCGCCCGUCAUUCUCUCUCCCCCUCCAACGCUAUCGUUAAAAAGGCCGCCCCCUCCUUUCUCCCCUCUUCCCCGCCCCGCGCCCCCUCCCACCCCCACCUCGUCUCUCCAUCAUUAACGGGACGUGCGCUGGUGUAAUUGGACGCUGUUUAUUCCGGGGAGCGGGUUAUUAAAUCACACCGAGGUGACGCUCGCACAGGUCUCCCCCUGAAACGCUUUCAUCAUUGUCCCGUGUCAUUAUUGAACCUGCGUGGACGCGCACAAACACACACACACGCACUCACACACAUGCGUUCAAAGAGGGGGAUUCGUUGUAUAUUGAUGUUUCCUACACGAUGUUUAAUGCAGCCUUUCCCGUUAUCUCCUGCUGUGAAACAAAUGCCUGACACCUCAGAUUUCUCUGCCAGUAAAAAAUAUAAUACAACAACAUUCAUAUGAUAUUCAGCGGGGAUUUUUUUUCCACUCACAGCCUCAGAAGUAGGGCAGAAAAAUGUACAUGUUAUAUUCGGUUUGAAGACAUAUUCAUGCUUUAUAUAUCACAAAGUCUGCCACAAAAUGUAUUCCAGUUUGUUCCAAUUUAGUAACCUGUGAUCAGUCUUCAUAAAGAGCAGUUGUAUUUAUAUUUAUAUAGGUUUGUGUUGAUUUUGGCGCCCCCUGUGGACAAAGUGUUAUUUAUAAUACCCAAUUCUUGGCCCAUGGGAAUGAAAGUAUCAUUGAUAUAUUGCAAAAAAAAGUGUUUAAAAUAUAUUUAAAAAAAAAAAAAAAAAAAAAAAAUAUAUAUAUAUAUAUAUAUAUAUAUAUAUAUAUAUAUAUAAAUAACAAAAGUUUUAAAAAAUAUAUAUAUACAUUUAAGUGCUCAGAAAAACAUAACCAGUGUAGCAGCCAAGCUUUAUCUUAAAGCUGCUGAGAGACUACAGAAACAGGUUAAUUGGUAAUUAAUGUGCUCACUGUUGCUUCGAUUCAUCUUGUGAAAAUUAGACAGUUCUGUAUCUUUCUAUUGGGAGAUUUAUUUCUCCUCUGUUGGUCUUCAAUUCAUACAAAAGCAAACCAUGAACUUCCAUUCAGAGAUUUAAAGUUCACCAGAUUUAUCUCUCAGCAGUCAAAAAAUCAAAGUGCUCUUCUGCGUCGUGCGUCAUCGGACACCUCAGUGAAAGUUCCUACCCAUAAAUCACAUCUACUGAGCCUGAGAGUGACACCUCCUGGGUAAGUUGCGCUCUGCAACCAGCUUUUGUACGUAAACUUGAUCAUGUUUUCUACUUAAAGCUCCUAUGGGUAGUUUUUUCUAUGUUCAUGCAAUAGACAGAAAUUCACAUUCAUGCUUUUACAUCAUACCUGAAGGAGAUUGGCCGUCAGGGACAAGAUAGAUCAUUUUCAAUUUCUGAAGUUGGUGUGAAGGGUUAGGUGUCCGUAUUGUUUUUCCGUAAUACAAAAUCAUCACAAAAGGGAAAGAUUUGGCAGCAGGAUGGGGUAUUUUGUUUAAGACACAACAUCAAGCAUGUAGAGGACAAGAUAAGCAAAGACUGCUUUGUCCAGGUGGAGCGCCAAAGGUCCCGAAAGUUCCUCACAGGAGCGUCAAACAUCAAAAGAUUCAUAUCUUAGCCUGUAGGACCGGGCCUCCAACAGCUACUGUUGUUUUCACCUCAAUGGGAGAAACUACAGCCGGAUGUUUUCCAGUCACCCUCCAGUCUUCAUUGAAACUUUUGUUGCAGCUACAAAGGUCUCUUGAAAAGUGAUAGUUUGUAGCACUCAGGAAUGUGUUUCCUACCCAUUGUAAAUAAAAUGGGCAGAAACUCUUAUGCAGGAUUCUGGACCACACAGUCCACCCAUCAAAGUGGAGUGAAACUGCAAACUGGUCCUUCACUUCUCACUCGGUAUAGCUUCAAGAGCUCGAACAGCUCUUCCCUGUCUUUCUUCUUUUUAUAUUUGAAGAAGGAUAGCACAUCUCUGAACUACUUUUUACUGCUGUUUGACAUCCUGCUGUCUUCUUCUGGUGUUAUGCAGCUGUCCACUUCAGUCCAUGUUACCCUCACACAUCGAGUGAUGAGGUAGUGACACAGUGAGACACUUUGACAGGAGUUUUAUUCAGUGAAAAUAUCGACACUUAGUCCAGCUGUAUCGAUAACUGUUUCACCUGCCUCAGGCCAAUGAUAUACAGCUGUACCUGUCUUGUACACGUGUGCUGUAUAUCAUUUUUCUGACACUUACUUAGUCACAGUUUACAUGCAAGAAAUACUAUUUAGAAAAAGUCAGUCUGUUUCCUGGUGGUCCUGUUUCCUUUACAGUCUUUUGCAUAAACAGUCAAAACUCCUCAGAGGAGCUUUAAAUAGCUGAUAAUUCAAUCUGUGUGUACAGACGUUUUAAUAAACCCUGUUUGAAAGACAUAUUUGGACCAUAGUAUAUACGUCAAAGGACCAAUAUUUGCCUUUUGAGGACCUCCUAGCAGAGGAUAUUUCAUCCUUAUCAGAUUUUGCGUGUCCCUGUAUUUAUGGGUGAGAGAUAGAUUCAGCUCCCCUGUUUUUCAUGUCACUUUUCCUCUAAAUCACAAUGAGGCCCUAAUUUUUCUCCAUGUUCUUCUUUUGCACAAUCAAAUAUGUUUACCUCACAGGUGCAUUUGUUCCAGUACCUCCCUGCCUGUGCCAGGUGCUCAGACUGAAAAACUUGGCUGUCACACAGCUCAGGCCCCGACUGCACAAAGUUACUGAGGCUGAACAGAGACGAGGUGACCAGGAACCUGCCUGUCAGAGCCAGACAAAGGCCUGUUUUAUGAUUACAGGGAGAGGCUGAAACUCCUCCGAGCUUACAUCACCUCCCCUGAGGUUGUAUAACACCAGGCUGCAAUUGCAACAGAACCACCGGGUUCCCUUUGCUCAUCUCUCUCUCUCGCUUGCAUCUGUUUAUAAAUACCUGAAAUACCUAUAAUUAUUUAGCCUGUGCCUCCCUUGAUUGUCGAAUACUCAUCCCAAAGGAAUGCCAUGCAUUUCCGGCAUUGUGACUUUGUUUGCAUUUCUUUUGUUGUCUGUCAGCCCCUCACUGCACGUACUGAACCCACGUGCCGCAAGGUCCAAGAGUACUGAGUCAGGUCUUUUCUAUUCUGCUGUUUGUAUGGGUUCUGUGUUUCCCGGGAGUAAUACACCCCUGGGACUUGGGCCAGGGAGUCACACCUUUGCAUAAAUCUUCCACGCUGCGCAGUUUAGUCUCAGUUCCCGUAAAACUGAUCAAACAGAUAGUGAUAACUCAUAAAUUGGAGUGUGUGCAAAAAUUAAGGCGAUGAGCAGUAAAAUUUUAAGGUGGAAUAGCAAUGACUCGAAAAUGGGUUAAUGUUUUUCAAUUUUGUUCUGGUUUAUAAUGAAAUCCUUCGCAACUGCUUCAAACUGUGUGGAGGAAAACAUACAAAGUGAAUGACUGUCAUCUAUGCAGCUCAAGAAUUGAUGUCCCCCAAUUUUUUCCCAUAGUUGAAUUCAAAAAGUAAAACUUCUGUAAACAAAAUGAACAUUUUCAAAAUUUUUUGUUUCAAUCUUGAUGACAACGGCUCACAGCUCAGCAAUCUUAUUUCAUCAAGUCCGCAGCCUAAAGUCCAGCAUUUAAGAUCACUUUAUGCUUCCACCUGCUGAGAAGCUUUUUAGAGAUACAGAUUUUCAUUUUCAGCAGGACCUAGCUCCUGUCCACAGCGCCAAAAUGUGAGCUGUAAUCAUCAAGAUUCAAACAAUAAAGUCUUGGAAUAUUACAUUUUGUGUGUGAUGGAUCUAAGAUACAAGAAAAUUUGACAUAUUAAAGUAAAUUAUUUACAAAAUUAACUUUUGGAGAAAUUCAAACUUUUUUAGCUGCAUCUGUAUUACAUUUAAAGUGCUGCAAAAUUAAGUCUGAAACGCUUGACCUUAUUUAAUAUUUUUUCACUUCUAUACUGUCAUUUGAUGUUUUUUUUUGAUCGGCUGUUUGUUGUUGUCGACUGCAUCAGGGGCAAAAAUUGUGUAAAAGAGAUGUCUACAUACAGAUUCCUGGACUAUGACACUACUUAGUGAAUUUUGAGGUUUCUGCACGAGUUGCAAAGAGGUCAUUUGUGGGUAUAGAUAAAUAAGACCAGGAGGUUGUUGGUAAUGUACAUUUUUAUAAGGCUUAUCAUAGAGCAGUUUGAAAUGUAGUGUAGUUGGCACAACAACAAUCAUGACAACUUAGUGUAGUUCAUUCAUAGAAGCUUAGUAUCACCUUUUUACUUCAGGUGACCACACUUCUGCCUCAAAAGUCAUAAAAUGUUGUUCUUUUGUCAGGAUUGUGUUGCUGAACUAAAUGUUAAACUUUCCUGCAACAAUGCCAAAUUCGUCUCUCUGUGAUUCCUGCUGCACUUAUUGUUAAAACUUUUAAUACCUACUUUUUAGUGUGCAGUUUAAGUGUCAACUCCAUUAGAAUACAAGAAAUUUUGUGUAUGUGGUCAUUUUCUCCUCAUUUGUCAUUAUCUCUCGGCCUAAAUAGUUCCCCAAACCCCCUGUGCCUUCUCUAUCAAGAAAGAGGACUAAAAGGAGGCCAGGAUAAACAGAGAAACAACAGGAAUAACGCUUUUAAUGACAUUGCCCAUUUGGUUUCUUCUGACUGCCUGCUCGUGUCUGUGCUUUGCAGAUGGUACGUGCCUCUGUUCAGCCUCAUCCUCCUGAUGAUCUGUUGCUACGCCAGGAUCAUCUGCGUGGCCAAUGCAAGGGUGAGUGCUCAGCGUGCAUCCAUUUAGCAGCAGCCAAAGAUGUCGCCUGAGAUAUUGGCUAUUUAGAUACGUCCAAAUGCAUUGUGACCUUUUAGAAAAGUGGCAUAAGUGGAAGCUGAUGACUCUGAGAACUCAGGGAAAAAGCAGUUUGUGUGUUUUAUAUCUCUUCUUUGGAGUGAUACUCUACAAACUUCCCACAUAAAAGCGAGUCCGAAAAAGAUCCCAAGACAUUUCCGGGUCAAGAAAAGGUCAGAUAUACCAGCACAGAUGUUAUAAGCAUUGUUGAGGCAGCGCUACUGGGACAUUUUUGAAUGAAUUAAUCCUUUUCCAGCAGUGAAGGUUUUAAUUUUUGAACUCACGAGGCAACAUUUUCAGGAAUAAUCAUAAAAUUGUACUUAUUACAGUACCUUCCAGUUACUGAUAUUUGGAAACAUUUGGAGACACUUCUCAAUGUCCAAUUUGGCGCGAAAACACAAUAUCUCUGACUCUUAGCCAGGUUGUAAACAAGCCAACAGUCUAGUCACGUUGUCUAAGCUGCUCGAUUUGGAUGUAAAACUUGAAGCACGCAAGCAGGUGAAAGUUGAAGCAGGACGUCUGUUUGCUCAGUUCAGUACAUGUUUACAACACAGUGUUUGGGAAAUUAUUUCACAGAUGCUUUUGUUUUCUCUCCAAGUGUGUUUGAGCCCGGGGGUUUAAAACCUGUCAGAUGGUGUGACUGCUUUUUGGUGAACUCCUUUUGCACUGAACCAAGUCAGCACAGAAGAAUCCUCUUUAAAUUGGUAUAUGUAAAAAUAUUAAAACAAGAGCCAAGUUUUUAAACUUUUUUGGAGUACAUUUACUCCCAAUGAUGUGUUUGAAAUAAGAAACUCCCCAAAUUACAUUCUACUUCAUACAAAGUGGUUUUAAUUGGUUGUAAAAGCAUCUAUUAUUCACUUAUUUCGGAAAGUUUACCUUAUACCAGGUGAUUUUGAAUUGAAAGCAUUUGGCCUUUGGAUGGUCAAUUGGAAUUUUCAGUCUAUUUAUUUGGAGCAAGGCCACUCAAUACUGGUGUGAGGGGUAUUUUCCACAAUUGUUAUCAUUUUAUACAAGAUGUGAUGGAAAUUGAUUGAAGUGUUUUCAAGUCCUUCAGAGUGUUUUCAAGUAUUUGAGUAUGACUAAUUGAAGAAGCUGUUCAGCUUUUAGCAGAGAUGUUUUGCAGAAACAAAAGAGAAAGGCAUGUUCAAAGUCUGUUAUGUGAGGCAUGAAGAAUGUCUGCAAAGUACAGGUACAUGAUGAAAUGCAACACAUUUAGUAUAUAAAGACACUUUUGAUUUUCAGUCUGCAAACCCACCAGCUGUUCAACAGUGUAUGUCUCUGAGAGCCACAAUCCUUUCCACUACUGUUGGUGGAAAGUUAAGACCUCUUUCUAAGGCUUUCUUUACUGCAAAUUUUAUAGUCUCAUUAGCAGUUUGAAGAGUGAUUGUGUUUUUAAAUCAAAUUUUCAGUGAAAUUAGCCCCUCUAGAUAUGUCUCAAAUUAAUGGUGUCAUUAUUUUGGUUCAAUACACGCCCUAGGUAAGCGCUCAUUUAUCUAUUUUUGGUGAGUCCCAGUUUCACUGUAAAUAGGAGAUCUACUGAGGCUUCAGUCUGGCUCACUCUAAAACCAAAACAGAAAACGACUGUCCUGUGAUUUACAGUAACUGCAAAAACAUACUAUAAGUUUGAUAAAAUAACAACAUUAUUAAAUGUAAUAAUGCAAGCUUUGUCAGGUCUGUUUUUAAGACUGGCUUUGGUAACACCAAGCAGAUGAAAUGCUCAACUUGAAUACUUAAAGCUCCUGUAAGGAGUGUUUUGACAUUAAGGAAACAGACUUAACUUCAUAUUCAUGCCUUUAUAUGGUACACAAUAGCAAACAAGCCUUCAGAGACAAGAUUCAAAAUCUUUUUACUGUAAUUUUUAAACCAAAGCGAGGGGGUAGGAGAGGAGUCAGCUGAGGAGCAAAAGAAACAGCCCUUUUUCUUCGAUUUCCACAUAAAACAUUACCAAUAAAAUGACACAGCUGACUGGAAAAAGUCAGCAGGAUGGGAUUUAUUUAUUAGAAGACACUACUUAAGUAUGUGAAAGAUAAAAUAAGCAUAGACUGCUUGGUGUACAUAGGGCGCCAAAAUUAACCCAGACUCAAAGUUCAUGACUGGAACUUUAACUUGUCUUGGUGAGAUAGUUGGCUGGAUUGCAUGUAGAUAUCUGAUUAUAAAGUUAAAUAGAUUAUCACUAGAUUACCACCAAUGGAAACCAUUUGGACAGAAGGCGUUCUGCUUGCGUUUGCUCUCUAUACUGUUUUCUGCAUUCACUAGAGCCUGAUGAUUUGUGAUUGGACAAUACUACUUGGACUUUGGAGACAAACCAGAACACAUUUCACCAAAUGGAGGCCCUUGUCUGUACAUUUCAAUGUAAAACUGCUUUUAUAGAAUUAUCUGUUAAUUACAUUUGGGUUUUAGACAGCUGGAAGAUAUUUAAAGACAACAACAUGCGCUUUCUGUAACUUUGUGAUUGACAUAUGUCUCUUUUCUGAAACAUUUCAUACUCUUCAGCACUUCAUUUGAGUAGCUAACUAAUUAUUUGAUGCACCGCUCAGCUGAUGGUCCUCCCUGCUGCCUGGUAGGUCUGUUGUUUUCCGUUGUCAGACUACAUCGAGAACCCACAGGCAGGAUUUCAUUUAAGUCCACAUAACUGCCAUUCCCCUGAUCUGACGACACGGCACACGGUGCUGCUGUAGUGUUGGUGAUAGGGUGCUGGCAGACAUGUGUUACAGCAAUAUGUGUGUGGGUUCCUGAUGUGAUUCAUCAAAUGGAAAAAAAAAUGAAGUAAGGAAGGGAGAAUCAGGCCAAAGCCACAUCAGACUCACAAUGGAUUGUCUUUGUGCGUGUUAGCAGUCUUUGUCAGACUUGCAGAUUGAGCGAUGGAGCGGUGAGACAGAUUCAGAGAUAGCGGGGCUGCAGACAGACAGCACCGGAGACAGACAGCAGGUAGCUGAAAGGAAAAGAGGCUACACAGCUCUUUAUCAUGAAUGUGAUAAAGGGAAUGAGUGAAUGGAGCUGGUUCGCAAUCUGCAUCUCAUAACUCAUUCAGCUCACAGUGCUCAGCUGUCUCCCCCUCAACAACCUGUCUCUCUCUCUCUUUCUUUCUUUCACUCUCUCUCUCUCUCUCUCUCUCCCUGUGUAUGUUUUCCUCCUUUCUUGUUUCUCUCCACACCUCCUCUAUCGUUGUUUCUUUCCUCCCUCUCUUUUCCUCCCUGCUUUUACAUCUCUCCCCCCUUCCCCUCCUCUGCCGUUUUGCUUUCUCUAUCAUAUUUAUGAAGAGCUCAAGCCUUAUCUCUUUUCAGCUGCAGGCUGUCUCACUUGAAAGAAUUUCAAAAGCUUUGAAAGCGGGGUAGGUGGCGACGCAUUGGGGGAAAAGGGAUAAAGACGAAGGAGGCUCAGCGAGAAGGAAAGUGGGAUGAGAGACGGACGGGGAAGUUUUGCCUGUUUUCCUGAGACGGGAGUUAUCAAGGGUGAAACUAGUGCUCGAGAGUUCACCAAGCCAGUCGCUUACAAAAAGAUUAUCAAAGAGAGCGUGGAUAUAUUCUGAAUCACUGUGUUAGAUUCCACUGACUGGUGGGAUUUGGAAGCUAAUGAGUCAUUAUAAAACCAGACAAAGACGUCUGAGAGUGUUAUGGUGCGUUUGUUUCAUGAAAGUUAUGUGUAUGUGCCCACUCCUUUCCUUCAAAGCCUUAACACUUGACUGGCUGGCUGAAAUGUUUGCCUUUCUGUGGGGUAGCUCAUGGCAGAAAGUACGAGACAAAACUUCUCAAAAAGGAAACUCCACACUUCAGAAUAUGUUAAAGAAAAGUCGGUGAAAGAGGGUGACCUUUUGACGAUAAACAAAGGCUGAUUGAAUGUGUGUGUAAACUUUAGUGGAAAUGCACCUACCUCAAUUAGGGAUGUAUUGAUAGACUCAACACAUAGUUUGAUAUGGAUCAUGAGGAUGCCGGGUUCAACACAGUUCAUGUUCAAGCUUUAGAGAGGAGAUUCGCUCUUGAAGCUGUUAUUGUAUUUACCGUUUUUAAAAUGUGCUUUUAUUUUGAAAGAAUGCAAAGGUACAUUUCUAAACUCCUAAUUAACCGUCAAAAGAGCGACCAAUGGUAAAAAAGUUGGGUGUCAAAGGAGCUAAAAAGAGGUAAGCACUCUUAAUGUUGUCCUAAUGUCACCUGACACUUUUCUCUUGACUCUUUGCUACCCAUGAUGUGGGGACACCACUCCUGACAUGAGGAACAGAGAAAGAGAGAGAUUGUCCACUUGUUUUGUUGUAUUGUGAAUGGUAAUCAUAAAUGGCUAAGAAAUCUCCUUAACUGGAAAUGUUCUAAAGCUGAUCAUUUCCCGGUCAAUAAAAUGGGAAUUUGAAAUUUUACCAACUGGCUCAUUUGAAGUUAAGAAAACAGUCAAAAUUUAAACACAGUUAAAUUAGUAAAAUCAACUUUUCAAAACAAAGGUCUGAAGGUGAUGUCUAACUGAAAUGUGUCUGUUUGGCUAAUGUUAGCAGAAUUAUCACCACCAAUCUUUGGUCCUCCCGACAUUUUCACUUGACGAGUUGUUCUUGGUGCCGACAAACAAGGGUGACAGCAUUUAUUUGUGAAGUCGAAUAAGUGCACACAUCCCUGUCCUCAACUAAAAAAUCUUCACCUCCUGUCCUCAUGUCUGCACGCCUCCUUUCAGCCCUUGACUUGAAGUGGUGUAAUGAUGUCAAACAAGACAAGCCAAAGGCAGGUACUGCCCUCUGCUGAUUGAACAGGGAGCCAAUAUUUAUUUUUUAUCUUGCUGAUUUAAAUCAUUUUGUGUGUUGACUAUUUCACCUGUCUAACUUAGUGUAAAUCACUAAUUUUAAGAUGUGCUGAAUUACUUUGUUAAAUUAAAUCAGGAGACAUUUUGCAGCAUUUGUAUAAGUUUUAUUCUACUUCUGCUUGUGAAAAAGCACCUUCUUUGUUUCUUCACGAACAUCCUACAAUAAAGUUUAAACAUAUUGAAUCACGUUAUUGUCAGGGGAAAGGGUUUUUUAUUUUGCAUCUAAAGAAAGAUGUUUGUUAAACUCUAAACCACGUAGGUUAAAUAUGUAAGAACCCUGCAGGUAGUUGAGGUGACAAAACAGGAACCCAGUUAUUCUCUCUUAUAUUAAGAUCCAAUGAAAUUUGAUAAAACACCCUCAAUCUUGUCUUUGUGUGGAAUAUUUUAUUACUGGCACAGCCUCUCCCAAAUUGUUUUUAGUUCCAGUAAUCUUAAACAAAAACUUGUGGACUGCAGAGAAAAUUGAGUUUUUUUCCUCACUGCUCUGUAACCUAAACCGGCGUACAAAUCCAGAAAGGGUUUCAAAAUAUGAACAGAUCUUGCCGAAGCUUGAUGAUUUGGCCACUUGUUAUCAGCGGUUGUUAAUUUUGAUGGAUUGUGGUGCUCUGCUGGACAACAAAGGCGCCGCUCUGGAGCAAGUUCAAUCAAACCAAACGGCUAUUUCUUUUUUUUUUUUUUUUUCCGCCAGAGCACAAACACACCGCGGCCGCACAUACACUGGAUUUACAAUGACGAUCACGUCAGCGCAGAGAAACCAUGGCAACAUUGAGUUAAUAAAUAGCAGAACAGAGGAGCUGUUAGAGCGUAUCGUUUGUGUUCUGCGUGCAUGUGAAGCUCACUGGGCCUCCAGAGAUUUGUCUCUGAUGUCUUGGGUUACAUAAACCUUCUGGCUGCCUGUGACCCCCCCUUCCCCACCACCUCUUCACUGUCCCACCAUAUGAAAUCCCAUUCCAGUCUUGUGCAUGUGCGUGUGUGUCUCUGCGAGUAUGUGUGUGAGUUCCUGCUCGUGUCUGUUGACAUUUUCCCUGCAUUCCCCUGAGAGAGGAGACGGAGGAAGAGCGAAAAGUAUUCCCACGUUCUCUCCAGAGAGCUCCAAUCUGCCAAGUUUGCUCCAAUUUUCCUCUUUCUUUCACACUUCCUCAAAAAUACUGUCUCUUUUCUCUCUAACCCUUUGCCUUUUUUCUUCUUCUUUCUCUACCUUAUGUCACAUUGUGUGCGCUGAAGCUGAUCAGUCCCCUCUCUCUUUCGUGAGAUGCUGGGAGCUCUGUGAGUGCCUCCUUCUGUCUCCAAGCGCUGCACUUUUCUACUUGGCUGUAAAUUAGGCAGUUUGGCAGGAAUGGCUGAGAAGUCUGAUGGAUUUUGCGUUGCCACUUGUCCCUGCUGGUGCUGACCUCUAAACCCGAGGCCACUCAUCUCUAGGAAAGAAACAACUGAUUUGAAGAUCAAAUCACUUUUAGCUUUAGUUUUUUUUUUUUUUGGAUAGAGUAAUUGCUCUGACCUUUUCCUUCCUAUUUUGUGUUUUUUUUUUUUUUUGCACAGAUGCAGUCAUGGCUGGGGACCUUCAACCCUGAGAGAGAGAGACGAAAGGUAACAAACACCCUGUCAGAGCACUACUUGUAUACAUAAAGAGCAUGGAGAUAAAUGUGUGUGUGUGCAGGAUUAUCUUAGUAGGUGUCAGUCAGCAGGGGGAAAUUCUGACCUCAUGAUACCCGCCCUCUUCACAGAGUGCUUGUCUGUCCAUGCACAUUUACAGCUGCAUGAUAAAUCACAACUAGGUGAAUAUUCCCAGAAAAGCUUUCAUCUUAAACACAUCACAAGAGGCUGAAUUUACUGCAGUAAAUAAGAAAAAAUACUCAAAAAUAUUUUAUGAAAGCAGUCAAUAGUUUCUCACUCAGCAUGCUUACAUUUUGCCUAUUAGAUAGAAGUUUAGAUUUAACAGUCUUCACAUCGCUUUGAUGCAUUUAAAUGAGCCAGAGUAGCUGUUCAGUCGUCCUCCGGAGGGGUACAGUGCGUACACAGCAUACUGAGCACGAUGAAGGAUGGUGUUAAACAGGGCUGUGGCAAUAUAACAGAAUUGGGGGGCGGGGGGUGUCUUUAUUACAAUAUAAAAUAUUGAUACCGUGCUAACAAUAAGCAGUCUGUAAUACCGUGAGUUGUGAGCGUAGGUCUUAAACACUCGUUCUGAAAUUGAGAAAAGAGGAAGAAGAAGCAGCAGACUGCCUGCGAUCUAGCUUAGAUCAGCUCUCUAAGAACUGAUCGGGGACUUUUAAAAAAGGAAUUCUAUGAUUAUUUUCAGUCCAAAAGCAAAAUUAAAGCUUGUGCCUCUCAGGGUUCAUUUUUCUAACAGUUUUAAUUCAGUUCCAUAACUCUGAUCGACCAGAAGUAACUUUCUCUUCAAAAUAAGAGCUUAGUUUGACAAUUUAGGAAUUAAAGACGUUUCAGUAACACAGCCAGUGAUGUGGAUAAAUCAUAAAAUUGAACAUAAUUAGAAAAGGGAGGAUUACAUGUAUGUUAAUUAGGUUUACUAAGUUACUAAUUAAAAUUUAUGGUUUUAAAAUGCUUAUGCUCUUGCUAGAUCAGUUUUAUUUAUCAUGUUGCUUUAAGUUUCAAGUUUUCAAGUUGAUAGCAAUGAUAUCGUUACUGUGAUAUUUUAUGGUAACGUUUUGAAAAUCUUAUAACGUGACAACCCUUGUGUUAAACGUGAAUAAAUGGCAGAUUUUAGGGGGAAAAGUUUUAAUUUAAAGUAGCAUUACUGGCAUGAACAGAUUCAAACAUAGUCCCGACAAAGUGGUUCAAAAUAAAUCCAAAUAAAUCUGAGAAAAAACAAACUAUUUGGGGAAAUGUCAGCUUACUCUAAUUAAAUGUAACAUCUCUUCUUUCUGGAUGAAAUGGAUAGAUAUUCUGUCCUGGUUUAAAAUGAGUAGAGCAAAACUUCUCCAACGAAUUCACCUCCUAACAAGUGCAGUCAGAUAAUGGCAAAAAUCAGAACUAUUUCUAUUCUUCUCUUUUUUUUUUUGCACAGUCAUCCUUCAAAAAGAGAAAAAAAUACACCUGUCAAAGAGAGGGACGAGAUGCCAUUUUGUUAAAAAAUGAGGAUAACAUUUUCAGACAGUCUCUCCUUGAAGGCAUUCACCGCGUUUCACUCAGUUGUUGACAAUGAAAAAGAAAAAGUGUGGAAGGACGGAGAAAGAGGCCUGAUCUCAUUUCUCACCUUUGUGAACUUGCCAGUCAUGGUGGGACUUUGCCGAAAGAUACAGAGGUGUUUGUACACAGCUGCCCUGUACUGACAUAAUAAAGGUAUAUAGAGGGAGAGAGGUCAUCCAAAGUGAGAAGAGUAGCAGACAUUUGGACAAAGUAUACAUACACCCCCUCAGAACGGUAUCAUUAAGCGUUUUCAGCUCAGAUUUUUGGACUGCAAAUUUAAACCAAACAGACCACCUGCAGGAAAGGUUAUGAAAAUAAUUUAACUGGUUGCAUUAUGGGAAAAGGAGUACUUUUUCUGAUUAGGCACUCAUGAGAGAGUAAAGCUUGGAUAUCUUGUGUGCUUGUGUUUUGACAUGAAACGUUUCUAAAACAUGUCUCUUCUGAGUCCCAUAACUUUGCACAAGUGCAGGACUAAACCGCUGUAGUUCCCCGUUACAGUAAAUAAUGUAUCCCUCCUUUAAAUUAGUAACACCGGGAAGUGUCUCCACCUUAAAACUGUCAUUAAAUCUAACUUACAGUUGUAGAAGCUGAAUUUUCUCCCUCAGCAGGAGUCUGAACCUUUAUCCACACAGCCUCAUCAUUAAAAAGUGAAGCCUUACAUCUGCCUAAACCAAAGCAGUCCCUAAAGUAAAAAGCUGAUCAGUGUCGUGUUGCUGCUCGCAAAAAGCUAGAAAGCAGCAAACUCUUGUUGUCUUACUCUUAGUUUCCUUCCUCUCCCCCCUCCUCCUCCCUCCCCCCACCUCCCUGCGGGGUGAGGUGUGGAAGGGCAGGUUAGGGUUAAGGUUAUGUAGAUGCUGCCCCUAAGUGGCAGAUGUAAUUACUGCACACUGAACUGGCGUAACCCUCACCACUGAUGCGUGUGUGGGCAUGAUUGUGUGGCAGCAACACACACACACACAUGCACGCACUGUUCAUGUGGGCUAAUUGCUGUGUGUAGCACAGAGUGUAAAUAAGUCAGCAGUGGUUUUUAUCACACUCUCCUCUUCCUCGCUUUUCUUUUUUCCCAGUCGCCUCUCCAGUUUCCGUCUGUUUUUCUCUCUGCCUCUCACUUCUCCUCUCUCUUUUUCGUUUCCUCCCUCUUUCUCACUUCCUACCUUCAGUCUCUUUCUCUCACUCUUGUACUCACACACAGCAUGAAUAAAGCAGCAAGCCAGGUUCAUGGACAUGAAUAUUUAUGAGAGUUUAUGCACGCGCUGCGAUGCUUUAAAACAACAACAACAGCCUUGCAGGUUGCGCCUGCCAAUUCACCCAGCUCUGCUUCACGUGUGUGUGUGUGUGUGUGUGUGUGUGUGUGUGUGUGUGUGUGUGUGUGUGUGUGUGUGUGUGUGUGUGUGUGUGUGUGUGUGUAUGUUUUUUUGUGCAUGAUUAUGUGUGUGCAGCAGCAGGUGUAAACUAGAGAAAGAGAUCCCUGCUGGGUGUCCGCUGGCUCCGGUGAUUUCCAUCAAUGCUGCUCCAUCUCCCUCCUUCUGGGCCUCACAUGCUCUCUGUUACUGUGUCACACGCAAACACACACUCGCUCGCUCGCACACACACACACGCGGACAAAUGUUUUCUUGUUUUCUACUUGCAUGUAUUUUCCUACAUUCGCCGUUCUUGAUCUAUUUUUCUCUUUCUAUGACUCAGUCUAGUACACCCCUCCCCUCAUCUUCUAUCUUUUUCUGCGUGUGUGUGUGUGAAGUGUGUUUUUUGAGCGUGUGUCUUGUCUGGGAGAUGACGUACAUAACUAGUGUUGGCAGUUAUCAGGGCCGUCCGUCACAUGGCUGUGACACAUUUCUCUAUGUCUCCAGGGAUUUGUUUGCGGUCAUGCUUGAGUACUGACACACACGCUCACACACGCUCACGAGCGCACACACAAGCAUUGCAAGGUCUUGCAGCAGCACGGGUCAGCAGGAGGAUAUUCUGAGGAGGGCGUUUUGUCAGGUUGCUCAAACACGCACACGCUGACACACAAACACCUCUUAACACAUUUGCACACGCAGCAGCUCGGUCCCGUCGGGUAGCAACAAAGCUGGCUGAGUAAACAGUGAGCUGCUUGUUCGUUAUCUUCGCAGGGUGUUUGUUUACUGAUCCACACAAGCUUUGCCUUGAGUCACAAUGUGAAGUGUCUACUUCUGUGCUCGUAUAUAUGUGUAUGCGUUUGGGUGUGUGUGUCAGUGAGAGUUGAGCAGAGGUUUUACUGCCAAAUUUUACUUUUACAUGCGGUCAGCAUCCUGAGGAGCUUCCCGACUGUGAGAAAGCUGCAAGGACAGUUGGGUUAGUCUAUUGAGGGCUCUCAGUCAGGACAUGUGGCUUUGACAAAACACAUCUACGGAUCCGCUCUUCAGCUGCUUGGGAGGGUACCGCUUUGAGCCUUCAGUGUUACUUCUGUGUUCCCUCACAUGAUGCCCUUGGGUUUUAACUUUCUCGGAAAAAAAUCUUAGUGAGGGGAUUUAAAAUAAUGAAAUUAUGCAAGUAUCCGGGAAUAUUUAAAUGUAUUCGAUGAAGGAAAAUAUAAAUGAAGAGAAAUAGGUUUUUUUUGUACUUCUCAGAACUUUGAAUUGUAAGUAAGAUUUUAGUGAUUUCUGCAGCAAAUGGAGGUUGCUUUGCUGCUUUGUUAAUGUUUCAGUUCUUUUGCAAGGACUUCUCAUUUAAAAUCUCUCAGAAGUUGAGGUCCAGUGGUUGAAAACAGUAUACAGACGAGGAAAGUACCUUUUCAGUUGUCCCGUGCCCUGGGUCAGGGGGGCAGAACUUGGGUCUCUAACCAUUCAAAUAUCAGUGGAAUAAUUUGCCAAAGUUUUGCUUUAAAAAUCAUGUUGUAUUUAUUCAUUGAACUCAGAUUUAUUUUUUCUAUUUGUCCUGAAAUAGACGGGUUUCUGUGCAACGUCAUCGCAGGUAUGCGCGCGCAGCCUUGGGGCAGAAAGCGGGACAUUUCUUAUUUGUUUACUAACGGAGUCAAUGGAGAAAGAAAAUGACAAGGAGCUGUUGUGGUGUAAACUGCACGAAUGGGCAUAACAAUCGGCAACCAUUACGACCCUGCUCCUCAUAUUAGAGACAUCUAAAACAACGUCACAACUUGGUAAAUUGAGUGAAAUUCAUGUGUUUUUCUGAUUUUGAGGCAGUGAAAGACAAAGCUAUUUUUCAAUUAAAUGACAUUUUAUUGCAAUUGUGUCAGGGAUAUGGCAUCUUCUUUGAUAUCAUUUUGCUCCAAAGCAGGCUUUUGCCCCAUGGUUGCGCACGCACCUACCCACCAAACAUCGUCGCUCUGACGUUUAGAAACUGGACGUCAUCUGAAGACCAAAUCUAGACGUCGGCACAACGUGCAAAAUGGAUCCAAGAUUUAGACGUCAUUAUUGGACCUCUUUCAAACGUUGAAAUGACGUCCACAUUUGUACCUCAUCGUAAACCGUCAUAACGGGAAUAAGUGCUCAAAACACUGGACAAAGGAAAAAGAAAAAGAGUUAGUCAAAGGGAAUUCCUGAAAUUUUUUUGAGAAAGAUAUAUGAAGUUGACGGUGAAGAAGAAGUGCCAAAGGAUUAUCGACAACAACGUAAGACGGUUAAUUAUACAGCAUAGUCGCUAACGAUUUGCUCUAAACCUUGCUGAUGAUGUCUUGAUAGCUUUUAUAAACCACACGUCCUUUCUGACAGUAGAUGACAGCUGAGCAGGCAACAUAACCGCGGCCUGUUGAGACAAAGAGGGAGAGACCGUGACAGGAAGGGCUGCAGCCUCCAGCUCCGGUCACAGAGAGAGAGAGAGAGAGAGAGAGAGAGAGAGAGAGAGAGAGAGUGAGGUACGACGAUGCUGCAGAGGCUCGCUGUUAGAGAGGGUUAUAGAGAUGAGACGUAGCGUCUGAUUCUGAGUCAGAGCAGCAGAGAUCAGAGACAGAUGUAAGUAAAAUUCAUGAACCAGGGUAGUCUCUGGGCAUGGCAUAUGAUACUACAACCAUCCCCCCUACACUGUUGUAUUUGAAAGUCUGACUGAAAAAAUUUUGAUUGACAUAAUUGAUGCAAUCUAAGAGAGUGUUUCUCGUGUCUUUGUGGAGGAGAUAGGUUUUUUUUGUGUGUGUGUGUGUGUGUGAGAGAGUGGGUGAUACUUUCUCAUUUUUGAUUGAUUAAUUGUGUGAUUGAUGGGCAGUUGAAGCGGCACUCUUGGAUUAGCCUGGCUGGGCCAUCCAGUUGAAUCACUUGCCGUUCCUUCACACAACAGUCUGGACUUCGACCCAUUGGGAGCGUGUUUUAGCGAUCAGAAAAUAACCGGGCCAAUCAGUGACUGUGUUUCCACUGUUCCCCGGACAACAGGGAAAGGUAGCCCCUGACUGGUCCAUGUGUAGAUGGUGACGUCUAACACAUGCUGCAGGACUUUUCAAAGCCCCAUUCAUUCAGAACGCUGUUAAUUCUGCAGUUGACUUUGCAAAGUCGGCAGAAAUCGUUUAUUUCCGGUGUCUUCUGCAGAUACUGUUGUGUGAAGGAAUGGCAAGGGAUUCACGCAACAGGAUGGCCCGGCCAGGCUACUCUUGAAUAGACUUGUCCCAGGCACAGGCAAACCUAGCCUGGCUGGGCCAUCCAGUUGCGUGAAUCACUUGUUGCGGUUGUUGUGGGAAGGAACGGAAAGUGAUUCACGCAACUGGAUGGCCCAGCCAGGCUAAGGCAAACCUACCAGCUGGCCUGAUUAUAAUGCAAUACAAUAUGAUACAAAAUGGUCUAAUACCAUAUGGUAUAGCGGCAUAGUAUUCUGUACAGUACUAUACAACAGGAUACAGUAUAUAGUGAAAUAGUAUGAUUAUACGCAAUGUGAAGCAAUACUGUACAAUAUGGCAAAAUUGUACAUCAGACGAUAUGAUAUAUUAUACAAUACCCCCAUACGAUGAUAUGGUGUGAAACUUCACAAUAUGAUUCAAUACUGUUCAACAUAGCAUAAUGCAACAUGACCCAAUAUGAUUUAAUGGAAAAAAUGAUACAGUACCUUAAAAUACAAUAUAUGACAUGAUAAGAUGAAACAGUUUGAUACCGCAUGAUAUGAUAGGCCACUGUACAAUACAAUACAAUACACUGAAUCAAUGUAUGAUAUGGUUUAACAAUAAGAAAAUGAUACUGUACAUUACAAUGCAUCUAAACACAACAUGAUCUAAUGAGAUAGGAUAUACUACAAAACAAUCUAAUACAAAAUAAUAAGAUAUGAUACAAUAUGUAAUGAUACGAUAAGAUACAAGACAAUAUAAUGCAUUACACUUGGCCCUAAAGGGUCAUUUUUCAUUUGCUCAUUGAUACAUACAUUAAUUAGACUUCGAAGUUGUGUUUUUUAAUUAAGAAGUAUAACAGCAAACAGACAUCUAUAUAAAAACAUAGAUGUUCAUUUACAUAUGGCAUCUUAUCCAUUUCUGCUUGUCCUAUAUAAGAUAUUAGAGUUGUGAGCUCAAGUACAAAAGAAUCAUAAAACUUCUGCACCAAUCCUGCAGCCUCACUGGACACUAAAAAAAUAAUAACUUUUAAUAAUAAACACACACAGAAGAAGAAGCUCUGGUUUGUGAUUGUUAAAGGUUUCAGUCAUUGAAAUUCACAGCUAAAAGAGCCCUCUGAAAAGUCCUUGAAUUUGAUGUUGGAGAGCAUUGGGAAACCUGGCACUGUUAUUUUUACUUUUCUUUGCGAGCGAGGGUGAGCUCAGUGGGUGGUGGAGGGGAUGGCUUUCUCCUGAUAACCGUCUGUAAUCUAGCGUGCGUCAUUAACGUCGGGGCCGCUGCGCCUGCCGCACAUAAUUACGGUUUCAUUCCCCUCUGCUUCCCGAGCAGCGCAGGGGCCUCUGACACGGGAGGACUGUGAUUAAAAACACGAGGCUCUUUAGCCGCGCUCCUUCCUCUCCUCCCCCUCCCCACUCCUCCCAUUCCUCCUCCUCCACUCUUCCACAUCCUGUCUCUUGCACACUGAAAUUCCUCAAAUGCCUGUCUCUACACCUCACUGAAAAUUUUAUCGGAGACUAGCAGCUUUUUAACCCCAUUUCUAAAUCUUUUUUUCCUCCAAAUAUCACACACAAAGGCUCACACAGCCACAAAUCUCCUUUUCCAGGAAGCGUCCUUCAGGCUCCUGGAUUGCCCUUUCCCUCUCUGCCAGUGAGACAUUCCACCAAGUACACACACACUCACACACACACGCACACAGUAGAGGUGACAGAAGAGCUUGACACAAUCAGUGAUGUCAUACCUCCCCAUUACAAUCCACUCAGAGUGACGCUCUGACUGACCAUCCGAUCAAAUCCAUAUGUCAAACUUUGCUCUAAUUUUCACUCAAACACACACAUAUGGAAUUAAAAAGAAAAAAAAACAUUGGGGGCUCUCAUGAUGUUCAUAUGAAUUGUUUAAAAACCGCCUGCAUUGGGGGCUUGCUCGCCGCAGGGUCUUUCUGGUGAGUAAUUAAUUUCCAGCAUGUGGGGGUAGAGACCGGAGCUCGUGGGCCUGCCUGCUGGCUCCGACUUUGUGAGAGAGAGAGGGAGAGAAAUAGAGGGAGGCUUUGCCCUGGCUUGGCUACCGCGUCCUAGCCUUGGGGAGGAGAGGGAGGGGGAGUUGUUGAACCAGCACGGCGCAGAAAAUCGAUCCAGGGGCCGCGCUUCUCAGCCUCUUUCCGGACGCGAGAGUCCUCUUCUCUCGGGAAUUAGAUAACGGCUUGUAAAAGCUCUCCAUCGCUUGCCUCUUCUACCCCCCCUUUUUUUUCUCGAUAUUAAGCCGCUCCUGCAUCUUUCUGUCUUCUUUCCCGUACGCUCAUACAGUUAUUGAAUUCAUCCUGUUAGCGUUUACUGCAAAGUAUUGGCUUCCAGUUUAAUUGGAAUCCCCAUUUCUUCUCAUAACUGUGUGGAUAUUGCGUAUUAUCAGCAGGUUAAUAUUUUAUUAGCUUUUAAUUGGCCUUUGUUGUUUGCUUCAGUGCACAGAUCUUCCACUUAAGACCCUGGACCCUGUGUGUGUGUGUGUUUGAAAAAGCGAGAAAAGGGUGUUAAUGUGUGCAUCCACUUUUCUCCACAUGGGUCAGCAGUCUCCUUUCUUUUCCCUCAGGUUUCUUUGGCGGAGGAGAUCAAGCCGUUGAAGUGGUAUCCCUCCGUCUAUCUGCUGGUGUCUAUCUUCCCACUCAUCAACAGGUAACACACACACACCUCUACACACAGUGCACUACACACCUGUAUGGCACAGACACACUCUCUCUCCCCGCUUUGUUGUUUUAUUUGCAUGUCGGCUUCACUCUGCCGUCUUAUCUCCCUUCAACCCGUCACCCUAUCCUCCUCCCCUCCCUCACCCUCCAACUGUCUCUCCUGUCCUCCUUUCUCGCUCACUCUUAUCUGAACUCUCGGAAGGCUUCGCUCUCUCUGUAGCAGCACCGACAUGAAGGAGAUUGUGCGUGUGUGUGUGUGUGUGUGUGUGUGUGUGUCGGAGCCUGGGAGCCUUUUAUUGGCUUUUUUAAAACCAGGGCUUCUCCGGCUGAUGGUUGGAGGGAGGAGGCGGGUGGUCCAGUAAAUGAUAACCCCAGCGCUGUUAUUACUUCUUCACUCCCUUCCCUUUCCUCCCGCUCUCUCUCUUUCUCUCUCUCUGUCUCUCUCUCCGUUCCUUUCUCUCUCCUCCCUUUUUUCUUUUAUCCACACACACACACACACACACACACACACACACACACACACUCCCACCCCCCGCCCCCAAGUGGCACCCGGUGUGAUUGACAGGUCAGGGUUACUAAGUGAUUAGCUGCGGCGGCUCUGCUUGUCGCCACGGCGAUGUAGGCGGAGACACAGGUCAAUUACAGGGUCAACGUCUCUCAAAGGCUCCGCUUAAACACCACCCAUCCCCCUCCUCCCUUAUCCUCCUCACCCUCACCCUCACCCUCUCAACCUCCUCCUCCUCCUUUGCUUCCUUCACCUCUCCAUCCAUUCCACCCCCCUCCUCCCCUCCUCUCCCAUGUCCCGGCUGUCGGCUAAAGAAGAUGACAAACUGCAUCCUGCGCUAACCCCAAACCCUCCCUCAUCUCCUUACCUCCCACUCCCUUCUUUCCUCCCCUCUUGAUGACAAUUUCCUCUUCCUCCCUUUCCUCCCUCCGCUGCGCUAAAAACAUCUCUGUUAAGCUCUGUUAUUUCCACACUUCCUCACUUAGGUUUCUGUCUUCCUCGCUCGUGUUUUCAUGUCACCUUCCCUCCUCCUCCUUUUCCUCCUCCACUUUUCCUCUCCUCCGCCACACAAAGCCCUCUCUCUCUCUCUCUCUCUCUCACUCUCUCUCCCCCUCUCUUGAGCAAACACGCUCUCUCCCGCUCGCUCGCUCGGCUCAGCUCCGCUCCCCUCAGCCUUUCUCCUGAGAGCGAGCGAGGAGAAAACGGGAAUGAAUUGCUCUCUCGUCGUCGUCCCCCUCCUCCACCUCCCCCUGUUCGGCAGCGCUGGCUGUAUAUAUCUCCGACUCCUAUUAAUUUGUUAGCCUCCCCCUCCUUCUCUCCCUCCUCUUCCCCUACUCGCUCACCUCCCUCCCCCCUGGCUCAUAUCCUCCUCCUCCCCUCUCUCUCUCCAUCCUUCCCUCCCCUCUGCUGAGUGCUGGAGUGUGUAAAGUGUUUGUCACGGUGCCGUGCCGAUGUCGCUGUGCUCUGCCGUGCGGAAGCAGCGCACGGCAGACUGCCUUAGUGUGUGUGUUUUUCCCCGCAUGUGUGUGUGAUUGUGCGAUUGUGUGUGUAGGCGGGUGGUUGGGUUCGUGUCAAGGCGAAUGUGCUGUGGAUGCUUGUUGCCGCGCACGCAUGUGUGUGCACUUAUGUGCGCGUUGUUAUGCCUCAUAGUGAGUGUGUGCUUUUGUAUGGCUGUCUAUGAGCAUUUCUCUUGUGUUAGUGUGGUGAAAAUGUGUGUGCGUGUGUGUGUGUGUGCAUGCCUUGCAUGUGUGUGUGUCUGAGUGGGGGAUUAUUUCUAUCUGAGCCCCAAAGCCUCCUAAACAGGGCUUAGAGAGACGGCCCAGGGCAGCAGCUAAAGCCGUCGGGUAGAGCUCGCAUCCCCACCACCCCCCCUCGCCCGCCCGCCCGCUCGCUCGCUCGCUCACUCGCUUACCCUGCCUCCCUUUCUGCUCUCUCUCUCUUUCUCUUUUCUCUCUCUGCCAUUUCUCCCUGCCCUGAUCCAUUGCGUUAAUACACAGACACUCCCACACACAAACACACUCUUGUUUUUGGCCCUCAUCUGCUACCGCGCACACACACACACACACACACAAACACACACACACACACAGACAGUCACACGCCACACACAAUUUUAAUCUGUUCCAAAUGCACACUGGUAAAUGUGUUAAUUCGACACCAGCUGUUGCGAAUUGAAAUGGGAAAGCGCUCCUACUCUUCCUCGCCCGCGCUCACUCGCUCGCUUGCUCGCACAAACACGCACACACACACACACACACACGGCGGAGUCAUUAUACAUCAUUUUGCCGCACACAUCUCCCUCUCCUCACUCAUUCACUUGCCCUCAUUUGGCAACACAAAAGUAGCACCAGACACUCACACCUUCGCACUUCUCCCUCCUCCUCCCCUCUCUCUCUAUCUUUGUCCUUCUUUUCCCUCCCUCUCUGCCACUUCAGUCUCCUUCAGCUCUUGUGAGCGUGUGUGUGUGUGUGUGUGUGUGUGUGUGUGUGUGUGUGUGUGUGUGUGUGUGUGUGUGUGUGUGUGUGCGUGUGUGUAAGCGCUGCCCGGGCACGACUAGAGUUUUCACAGUCUGCUUCUCACAUCGCCUCCCCUGUGUGCUUUAUGGUGUGGGUGUGUGUUUGUUUACAAGGCUUGUCUAGAUUCCUACUGUGCGCGCUUGUACGCCUGUUUGCAUAAAUAAGCCCUCUCCUCGGAACUUAGCUGCCGAUUUCUGCAGGGCGGCGCAGCUUGAUGUGGCGAGUGCUCCUCCUGGACGGCCUGCUUGUCUUUUAUGAGGACUUUUCCCUCUCUUCAAACACCCCCUUACCCCGCCUCCCCCCUUCCCCUCUUUUGACACCGAGCAGCGAGAGAUAGGCUUCCCCAUUUAGUGUCUGUUUUCCUCUUCCUAGGGUUUUGUCUCGCACCACAUAGCAGGAGAGUUAGCUGCCUCUUAGCAAUCAGGGUUACGUGCCCUGCAGAGCGGUGCAUCAGCGCAGAUAGAUUGGCCCUGGCGGCUGGGCUUGAACCGGUGAGAUGUCUGCAACCUUGGGUUCACCGUGGCGCUCCAGGAGGCGGCUCGCAUCCUGGUAGUUAUUCUUAGUUUCCCUCGAUGCUACGUGUGGGUUUUCUGGUGUGUAUAGCUCCUAUACGUGCUUGCAGGGGAUUUUUGUAUGAGCUCCCUACAGCGCUAAAGCCCCCCUCGCCUUUCUCUGGAGGAGAUCUGAUUUCCCUGCUCCAGGCAAGCAGCGAGAACAAGACAGCGUGUGCGUGCCUCUGUGUGUGCUAAAGUGUGUGUCUGCUCCUUUGUGUUUGCGCGCACGACGCGCAACUCACGCGCAACCCGGGCCAGGCAGACCUUCCCCAUCUCCGUUCUGCGCUUUGAAAAACGAGGGAGGAAAUCUCAGAGCAGCAGUUAUUAUUCAUCCCUCAAAGCAAACGGGGAGGAGGCGGAGGAGAAGGAGGAGGGAGGGAGGGAUGUAGGGAGGAAGAAAGAGAGAGCCAAACAGGAGGGAUGAAGGAGGGGGGCUGGCGGUGGUGGAGGGGGGGAUACAUUAACUCUUAUCUCACUGUAUUUGGCAUUCUGCAUCCCAGGAUGCGCUCUUUCUCCCUCUCUGUCUCUCUCUCUCACUCCGGCUUUCUCUUUCCUCUGUACACUCCCUUCCUUCCGCUCCUCGCCUCUACGCCUCUCGGAAUAUCUCGCUCUCGGCGCUCGGGGAUGUGUGUUUGUGCCUCGGCGUGUGUAGGCUGGUGUGUGGUUUGUACUGUAUACCCUGAUAUCUUUAGUGGCGCAUUUUGUUUACUGGAACAAGUGAGCUCCUCAGAUGCUGAAAGGCGGUGUGUAAGGCUCCAACUCUCAUCUUUUUAUUUGUCUGCGAGCCCUUUUUCUAUUUAUCUAACUCUUCACUUUCAAUUUACUGUAAGAAAGUGGCAGCACUGGCCUGUUUACUAAAAUAAGUUUGGAACUGGAUAUAGCUCGCAGGUAUGUGAUGUUUUUUGGAGGCGAAACGCGACCAUUUUUUGUGUUGCUUUGAUCUGGGAUUUUUGCAGGAUGUGAUUCCAAAGCUCCAGGUUUCCAUGACUUGGCUCAAAGUCAGAACCAUCUGAAUCUUAACAAACAAGAGCUUUAAAACUUACCUGCUCCAAUCAUGAGUUUUAAUGAUCUCAUUAUUUCCACAUACUGUCUGUUGCAGACGUAUCCAAAAAAACCCUGAUCAAUCUGAGGUAUCUCACAUCUCGUAUUCGGUUUCCUGCACUUUGAAAACCCUAUGCGAUAGCCUGGCCACGUGUGGCUGUGUGGCCUAGAUAUUAUUAGUGUGGACAUAUGAGCGCGUCUACUUGUGCUUUUGCGUCUCUCCGGCAGUGAUCAGUGUGUAACUGGAGACUGGAGAGCCCCGUGGCUAUUCGUCUCCCGUUGAGCAGCAGCGACACUCCGCUAUUCAUCCCCAUUUAGCGAGACAGAGCGCUGGCCUGCAGGGCUGUGUGAAGUGCAAACACACACAGGGCAGGCGCCCGUGCCGAGACUGGACACACAUACACUCACACACACACAUACACACAAAGUCUCUGGGUUUAAUAUCCUAGCGCACACAUAAAUUAAUAUACGUACAUUUGCACGUAUAUAGAGUAAUAUGCAGACAUAAAAGACAUACAAAUUAUAGACAUACGCACAUGUCCACACAGAGACAUACAAAUAUUUAUGGCACAGAGGAAAACAAACUGUAUACGGACCUAUAAGUCCCUUUAGACAUACAGUACAUAUAAGCCAUAUGGACACGUAUUCUCUCAUACAGACAGGCACACAACCUACAUACAGGCACAUAUAGGCAUGUAUAUACAUUCAUGGUAUACACCAGCACACGCAAAUGCUAAAGGAGAUACUAGAUAACCUCUGUCACACACACUUGGGCAUGCGCACGCAUUCAGGCGCAUGCAAAUACAAACACACACACACACACACACAAACACACACGCAUGCUUGUAUGCACACACAUACACACUCAGCCUCCCCCUCCCUCUGCUCUUUCAGGCACGUCUUUAAAUAUUCAUCACUCUGGCUGCUCUGAGAGUGCCGUAAACGCUGCCUCACACUCCAGGGAAUCGCUAAAGCCUACUCUAUCAUCUGCUCUCCCUCCCUCCUCUCUGUCUCUCUCGCUCUUUCACACAUACACACACACGCACAGACGCACACACACUUCUUGCCACAGCCACUCACAAGGAUAAACUCACGUGCACCAACACUCGAAGGCUCAGCCAGUGGCAUCGCUGGACACACACACACACACGCGCACACACAUCGAUACAUGAAUCAGGCGCAUGGAAACACAGGCGCUGAGAUAUACAAAGAACAGAUUUCUUCUGUGUGUGUUUGAGUGUGUGUAUGUGUGUGUGUGUGUGUGUAUACUGGCUUCUCCCAGCACGGAGGGCUGAGUGGUGUUGUGUUCCGGGAAACAGGAUGUCUCUUUGUUUGGGUUUUAUUCUGUUGUUGAACGUUGGCCGCUCUGGUCCCCAGGGUCUCUGGGUGCCUCUUAGUGUGUCUGUGUCUGAGCGUGCUUAACCGCGCAUGAGCUUACAUGUUCAUGUGCAUAUUUUUUUUUUUCACUCAUGCAUACUCGUUUGUACUUUUUUUUUUUUCCCUUUCCCAGAGAUAUUUAUUGAGAUGUUCGGCAGUUGACAAGAAAUCUGCAUGUGUGCGAUUGUGUGUUUGCGUAAGAGUCCCGUUCUUCGCUGUGAGAGCUCUUUUCAUAUUGACCCCGUGAUCAAAGAAGAUCAUUGACACGUCCAUAUUAUCCACACAAUAUCCUUGCAGAUAGUUUACAAGCCUUGGAGCGCAGUGCUCAUUGAGUGGCUGAUCACAUGUUGUUUCUGAACAAUGAAACGUCUGUGCUGUGUCUGUGCUGCCCCGAAGGCUGCAACACAUGCAUAAGAGACAAAUGAACCACCAGCCGAACCAUUUGAACCAGCGAAUCUACAUGUCAGGUCAACUUUUGAUUGGUUGUCACUCACUUGAGCAGAAGAAAUCAGUUAUUUAUAACUUUCUUGCUCAAAAACUCAUCCAUGCCCCGCCAUGAUUCUCCUCUUAUCAGUCGGGUCACAUUGAUAGCGGUUUGAGCGAGUCAGCCCAGACUCUCCUUUCCCCAGUUUUCUAGCUCUUCCUGAGGGAUUCAGAGGCAUUCCCAGACCAGGUGGGAUAUGUUAUUCCUCCAGCAAGGUCUGGCUCUGCCCCCGGGGUCUCCUCCCACUUGGAAAUAUCCCCAAAGGGAGGUGUCCAAGAGGCAUCCAAAUCAGAUGCCGGGAUGACCUCAACUGGCUCUUUUCCAUGCAAAGGAGUAGCAGCUCUGCCCCCGUUCUCCCUCUGGAUGUCUGAGCGUCUCAUCCUAUCUCUUCGGCUGAGCCCAGCAACCCUUUCUGAGGGAAGGACGACUCCAUUCUCCAUUGGUCGAGCAGCCAAGGGUGGUUGUGGGAAUGUGGAUCUAAUGGUAAAUCAAAGCUUUGCCUCCAAACUUUCUUCUCACUGCAGAUGUGUGAGUCCAGUCGACGAAAUGAUAACACACUCCUGUGAUGCACCACAAGACAAGUGAUUUAUAUUUUUACAAAGCUUGAAAUGCCAGUAAUAGACUCUGAAUACGCUGUGGCCACUCGUCACCAGCCAGAGCUGUAGUCAGGCAAAUGUUAAACUGUAAGUAGGAUUGAAGUGGUGAGAAAGGUACGUUUCUUUCCUCUUCAUGCCGUUGUCUGUUUCACUGUUGCUACACCCUUCAUUACAUGCUGUGUUAACCUGGUUUGUUGUAGGUCUGUACAAUCACUUUUUGAACCCUUUUGGAUGCCUCCGUUAUUAAAGCCCUGUGGAGAACUGAAAUCAGUUGAGCAUUUACAGACUCAUUCAAUAAACUAAGAAGGUUUGGCAAUACCAGGCAAGGUUGGAGUUGCUCGAUUGGCUACUGCUAGCCUCACUUGGCAAACCAAUUUGAUAUCAUUUUUACCUCACUGCUGCCAAACUACGCUACGCUGCUACAUUCACAUUAUGUUACCCCCGCUACUCGCUCUAUACACCGUGUAUAAGCUUGAACAUUACCUUUCACGUUGAUGGAAGAGGGUCUAACAGGACGCGCUUGUUGAUGACUCAAUACAAGUUGAAAAUAACGUUGUGUGUUGUCGUGCUCACACAGCACGAGCAGGAAUCAUUAGUGGCACAUUGAUAUUAAUGAUCAUGUCAAAUUUCAGUAGCGGCGCACGUAAUUCAGCAGCAGCAAUGCGCUGUAGGGGUGGCGAAUGUAGGGAAAACACUGUAAAGUCGUUGCCCAUUGGGCGACAAAGCGAUUAUAUUGUUCACCAAGGUACAGCAGGAAUGACAACAUUUAUUCAUUCAUUUUAAUGUUUAAAAACUGGUCACAAUAAAUGAAGCAUUUGAGUCUCAAAAAUCAGCAGGAAAAGUUGUUUUGCUAAAAGACACGACUGAAACGUGUACAGAGAAAGAUGUGCGAAGACUGCUUUGUCCGUAGAAGGCGCCAAAACUGAUCCAAACUAACAGUUCCUCAUAGAAGCUUUAAACAAGCCAGUGGGUAGUUUGGUGGGUAGUUUUUUGGCAGGUUAUGAAACAGUCUGAAAUACCAAUGCAGCUUUAUUUAGACUCCGGGCCUCGGAGUGAAAAUGCUGGGGAGGUCCUCUCCUGGUCUCUGGUGGAAGUUCUCACAGUGGAAAGGCAGCUUAAGUGCUUUGGCAGGUACAAACAAGGUCAAAACGUGAUGCCCAAAAGGAUUGCUUGCUUUCUGUGAUAUUUGGUGACUGAGAUCAUUUUUUAUUCCCGUGGUUUGGAGUCAAUGUUUGUCAUAAUGCAGUAAACAUUGUUUUCUUGUCUUAGACCUUGAUUUACUUUGAGAUGCAAUCGAAUCAUCUUAUCUAUGAGUGUCCUUCCUUAAAAGCUUUCUGGUAUCUGAAGGUCACGAUAAGCAACUUACACUAAGUCCAACUUCUUCAAAAUUCAAUUGCAUAAAAACUGUAGCAGAGCAGCAACUUUGACAACGUUUCGCUUUUGAAACCAUCCGACGCCUUUCAUAUUUGGAGGCAGCAAUACCCGAAAUUGACCUCACACUGAGUUGUGGGACCAUGCUCAUUUUGGCAAAAUUACCCCUCCUGAGUCGGAGACAAUUUAAGAUUUGCCGCAGGCAGAAAUGGGGCCUUGUUUUGACACUGUGAAGCAUGUGAUUCGUCUGGAGGAAAGCGGCGAAAAAAAAAGAAGUCAGGCACUCAGCCCGUGAGAGGAGGAAGUGUGAUCAGGGUCAGGAUGACUUCUCUGUCUGGCCGCACUUCACUCUCGGAAAAAGAGUUCCCGUCCUCGGAGCUGUUUCCCCUCACAGCUUUUGAGGGUGUGCAGCACAACAAUUAGAGGCUGACAAAAAGGUGAAGGAGGGUGGAGGGUGAUGGGAAACUGAUGACUGGAAAGUGGUAUAGACUGGCAGGGUAGGAUAUUGGAGGAGAUAGGGAGAGGCAGGGAUGAGGGAUUUUGCGCAGAGUGUGGCGGGUGAGAGGGGUUCAAAGAGUGACUGACAGCAUGAUAGAUGGAAGGUCUGAAUACGUGAGCGAGGCUCCAAGACGCCGUGCGAGUGCUAAUGAUUGACUGCAUGCUAACAGGUGGUGGCAGACUUAGCCUUUAAGCUACAUACUGCGCUGUAUGUGCUGUGUGUGUGUGUAAGUGUGUGUUUGUGUGUUUAUUGUUGCUGACCGUUUUGCUCUUGAGUCAUACAGUAUACACAAUAUCAUCCCUGUUGUCCAACACCAGUCAGCCAACUGCGAGACUUGCUCGACUACGCGGCGCGCACACACACAAGCCUCUGACAAACACAUACACACACGCAGCAGCUCAGUGAGGCAUCGCCCGCAGCCACACUCUCCUUCCCACCACUGCCUCCCUCAUUCAUCUUUCAUUAGCCCGGCUCACACAGGAGAAACAGCCUGCCUCCCCCUCCCUCCCUCCUCUGCACGCCUCCACCUCGUCUCUCCAUCUCUCCCUUUUCUCUCUAUCUAACCUCGCCGUCUCCUCGCUCUUCCCCUCUCCUCUUAUCUUGGUUUCUCUCGCACCUAAUCGCUUUUGUUUGUCUCGCUCGUGUCUCACAAUCUGUCUUUUUUGGAUACCUCUCCUUCUCCUCCUCCUUCUCCUUUUCCUCCUCUUCCUCCUCUGCUUUUUAGUCUUCUCCAUUCAGCUUCGCUCCUUCAGCCCUCCUCCUCCUCCUCCUCCUCUAUCGCUCUCGGCCCUCGUUCCCCUUCACAGCCUCACUCUCACAUUCUCACCUCUUUAUCGUGCUCUCCUUUCCUCCUCCACUCUCCACUCUCCUUCUCUCCUUCCUGUUUCUCUCUGACACUCGUCUCUGCCCCCCUCUCCCUCCUCCCUCCCCCCUUUCCUGUCUCUCUCUCUCUCUCUCUCUCUCGCCUCUUUCUUCCUUUCAUUUCGCUCUCCGUCUCUCCCUCGAUGGAGGGGAAAGGCUCUUCGCCUCUAAUUGCGGCUGUUCCGUUGCCAUGGCGCGUGUUGCUCGGCGCUGCGAGGUGCUGUGUGAGUGUGUGUGUGUGUAUGUGUGUGUGGCAGGCAGAUGAUUGCUUGCUGCCAGCUCUCGUUUCCCGGACGCCGAUCGCAUUUCUUUGCGGCAGCAGGAAAAAAAAAAAUGAGACUCCAGAAAUAGCCCCCCUUCACACAGACCCACUCACUCUCUGUGCUGCGCUGUCAGAGAAGCACACACACAUAGAAACACACACGCACGGACAGACACACACUCAAACUCGCUGCAUUUCAUCCUCCUGACAUCCUCAAUGCAUAUGACCUAGGUUACACUGCAUGCGCACGCCUCUCCACGCUCAUACGGGCUCAGAUGUGUGUGUUUAUACUCGUCCACAUGUGUCCAACUUCCUCCCUCUGCGCGCAUGUGUGUGUGUUUUCUGCGUCUCUAAGGGGGUUGUGUGGGGACUCCUGAUUUAUUUCACCUUUAAUGGGAAGUGAAAUGAAUGUGAGCAGCAGCUGGUCUGGCCCUCGGAGAUACAGCAGUAGGCUAACCCAGAAAAUAGGCGACACCGCUCUGAAACGGGUCCUUACUCCAGGACACGCCGCUCUCUGCUCCACUAGCUGCACUGCUGGCUUUAUUUUAAGCUGUAUUUAGAGCCGUAGCUGAAACUGGUCCGCAGAAUGACUCACAGCAGGUAGGUUUUCAUUAGGGGCCGUCCAACCCUACUUGUGGUUUCUUUCCUGUCAUAACUUUUUUUAAAAAAGGUAUGUGGAAGUAAGUGGAGCCAGAUUACUAGCAAAUAAACCUUGCAACCCCGUGCCGCAAAAGAGGAUAAGAGAGGAUUAUAACCAGAUUUGUGGAUGAAUCUCCAUAAUCAUCUUCUGUGCUGUUCACCUGCAGCUCUCACUGGGGAUUUAAAGGAAGUGAAAAACCCAGAUCUAAAUGAUUUGCUCGCUCGGUUUGACAAAGUAAAAGUGCCUCUGUUCUGCAAUUUCAAAAUUCUGCAUUUGGACCACGUUGAAGUGGGACACAAACCAAAAAAAUGUGCGAAACUGAUGACGUCUAACGCCAUGUCAGAUUGUUUGGCCAAGAUAGGAAUUCAGGCUUUCGUAACUUUUCCUCCGAGCAUCUUAAGUGCAGUAACGAUAAACUUGUCAGCAGGUUCUUGGCAGUGUCCCCUCUCCUUGUUUUAAUGAUGCAAUCAACCAAAAGCACCCCAAAGCCUCAUUCUUAGAGCGAAAUGACUCAAAUGCUGAAGAAAUUAAACCUCAAAUACACAAGUGGUGUCUGGCGAAAAGAAAGUCGUUGUCAGGAUGGCAGCAAAGCUUUUACACGAGCUCUCCUAGAAGUAUAAGCCACCUAAGCCUUCAGCACCUAUGAAUCCACAUCCCAUCAUUGGUGCCGGUUUAUAACCUGUGCACUGAUAACAAGCCGAGCAGUCUCUGUCCUUCUUAGAGCGUAGGACACAGCGUCCAUGAUUUCCAAAAAGAAUGUCAAAUUUUCAUCCUUUGACUUAAACUCAUCUUACGUGAGUCUAAUGUCAUGAGUAGACACCUGUUUCUGAAUCAUAUUUGUACAUGGUUUCCUCUUUUUAUGGUACAGUUCUAACCAGCGUUUGUGGGCACAGUAAUGAGCUGUAUUCACAGACAGUAGUUUUUUGAAAAUGUUGUGAAUCUACGCGGUGAUUUCCACUACAGAAUGAUGCCCGUUUUUGAUGCAGUGCCACCUGGGGCCCUAAGAUCUUGCCACCACGAUUGUUUCAUUGGCAUUGUCCCAUUUCUACCAAGAUCCAAAACUUACAAAAACUAAAAUUCUCAUAGUUAGGGGAAUUCUACUUAUGUACAAUGAACACAGAUGCUGUGGUUGAUUUUGGGUCAACAAGGCAGCACAUACACGCGCUCUAGACACUGUUAAAUAUCACCUCAAAAGCUAAAAACAGUCUUCAACACGCACACUGUUUGUCCCCGCUUGAGUCAUGUUUACUGAUACUGUGUUUCACAAAUUAUUUAGGCUUAACACAUUAAUGGAAGUACUCUUUUGUGAACUGCUCUUAAAGGUUUUUGGAUAAAAGCAACAUGAAGAAGUUGGCUCCCUGCCGUGAUCAGAAAAUGCACUCGGCAAAUGUGUUAUUUUUAGAUAUUCUAAUCUUUUUGGUGCCAAAACAGGUCUGUUACCAGCAUUUCUGCGAGCUGCUGCUGCUGUCUUUUUCAGCUUUUUUUUUUUUACCUGUGGUUCUCAGGAGUAGACAACAUUGAUGUAAUAGUCGAAUAACAGCCCAUAUAUUUUUAUGUAACCUUUAUCAUUAUGAGUACAUUUAGGGAACGAUGUAUCCAAUGUAAAGCGCUAUAAAAAUCUGAUGCAUUAUUAUUAUUAUUAGGGUUCAAUAUCUCCACACCAGCUCCUUCAGAUUUGAUAAGCUGAUUUGAAUAAGUAUGAAGAGCAUUUUAAACCACCUUUGCCCUUGUUAAGUACAGACUAAGGCCUGUGGGUGUUGAGUUCUUGGAGAACAGACAGUUACUCAUAGUUUUUAAGCGAUGAAUCGUUAGUUCAGUCAUGGUGGUAGGGCAUGAAAGAUACUUCACUGAAAACCUUGCUUGGUUCUUUGCUACAGCAGUAUCGUUGUCUGUGAAGUUGACAAUGUGUCCAACAGUCAGCAAAGUCUUUAUUUGGAGGGUCUGUAUUCACUCGUUCUAGGCUGUUCUCUCAUCUAAGGUAGGCCACUCUUGUCCUUUGCAUCAGCAGAUUCACCAUUUGUAGGAGUUUUCUGAUGGCUUUCUUUUACACUGUCAUAGUUACCACUGAGCUCAGCCUCCGGUAAUUUUUUUUGGGGUCAAACUCUGUGCAUGCCUCAUGCUGACGAUCCUUUUCCUCUUUCAAAAGCGCAUUUUGUCAAGAGUUAAGCCAUUCCAUCCAUCUUGUUCAAGACCUCCGCAGCAAUUUUCAGCCUGCUGAUCCUCCCUGUUCUUAUCAACGACGAUGCCAAUGUCUGUGUCUCUUUUCCAAGUUGGCAACCAGCUUUCAGAUUUGUACCCAAUUUUUCCAACCUUCUUAAAAAAAAAUUUGUUGAACUCAACGGUGGUGCAAAUAUGUUGCUGCUGGUGACCACAAUAACAGUGCAAUAACCAUAAUGGCACUUUUGCAUGAAACUUUAAACCUUGCACUCUGGGAUAUUUUAAGAUUAUUUCCACUUACAUCUGCGCAUGGUGUCUUCUAGUCCUCUAGUGUCCAACACAAGGAAAAACAUUUCUUUACAGAUGGAUAGAAACCAUAGAAGCUACCUGUAGCUAUGGAGGACAGGCUAAUUUGGUCUGAUAACUAAUGAAUCUUGACUGUUUUUAAUACCAAACUAAUGUAUAUUAUUUGAAAGUAUAAAAUGUCUAACCAUAUUUUAGCAGAUAACCAUCAAAUAGCGUCUGUAAGCGGUGAUGAGAUAUUUCUAUUUUUUUAUCCUAUAAUCUCACUGGACCAUCAAAUGGACAACUGAAACAAAGGAAACAGCCUGUUAUCCAGUUAGGAGGCUGUUAGCCUGGAAAAGCACAAUGCCAUAUGGUUUCUCUGAAAUGCGCUGCAAAAACUUCAUUUUUUUUAAAAUGUACUCUGGGGUAGAUAAUAAACCCUGAAAGAGGGGAGGGGUUUUGCAGACACACUGGAUAUCACAGAGAUUCACAGAGGAGUAGAUGGGAUUCUGGUUGACUCACCUCUGUGCACAGAGGAGAGGCCUGAAGUUAGAGCACUCAAAAAAUGUAUUUAUUGAACAUGGCUGACUUCAACGAUUACAGAUUCUUUGAGUGGAAAAAUGUCAAAUUUAUUUAAUGGGUGUGGCUAAUAUUAGCAGAGCUAGUACCACUAGCCUUUGCACAUAAAUAUCCGUCUUCCUGUGCUGGCACGAUGUUUUCGUUUGCUGAUACUGUAAAGUACUUGCUUUAUUUUUGGUGUAGGUUUGGGCUUGAUUAAGGCCCCGCCCACAUGAAAACAAAUUCAAGAGUAACCGCUAAAGUUUUUUGUCGUAUCGGCGCUCCAUCCUCACGAACACUGCAUUUCAGAUGACUGUAAAUGAUAUUUUUUGAACACCAGUCCCAGAGUGAGUGAUCUAUACAACUACCUUUUCGUCUUCGAUCUGCGAAUGCCGAUGCGCAGCUUUCUUGAAACGAUGAUGUCACACAUAGCGUAACUCUCUUAAGGCGCCUGUGCGGGACCAGCCAAAGCACCUUUCUACGCAUUCUCUGUACGCUACCUCUGUCUUUUGAUGCAUUUCGGGGGAAACGUUACAGCGCCACUCACUGGCUCGGCAUGUGCACUACAUUGUUUUUGUCGUGUACGGUGGUUUCGUGUUUAUGCGGAUAUUUCCUGAAACUGUUUUGUCUUCAGGGAAAACUUUUUCAAAAUGAAAUGGUGAUAUAUCGUUUUUGUCUCCAUGUGGAAAAGGCCUAAAUUGCUGGUGUUACUGUCCCCCCAAGGCUUGUUUGUCCAGGGUGUUAACAUAUCCAGAACAAUAUGUCACACAGUAAGUAACUCUGUUUUUGAAGCAGAAGGUGAGGGAAACAGUGAGACAGUACUUCCAGCUCAAACUGGAAACUAUGAAAAUACACUGGAAACAUGUCAAAGCAAGGAGUGACUGUGCUGUCUCAUGUGACUGCUUGUAACCACAACACAAGAGUGGUUCAUCUCCACAAAUGGUUGGUUUUGUAUCUCUCUCCCCUGUGGGGCUCAGGCAUCUCGCGGAUGACUCCCCUGACCCCGAGGUCAACCACCGUGGCCACUUAGUCCACACGGCACACCGUACCCGGGGACACCACACACGUGGAAAACGCUGUGAGCCGUGCGUAGUUUUGAUUCUCCUGCUAAUAGAUCAAUAAAAGACAUUAGCGCCGGGCUAACCCAACCAGCAGUGCUAAUACAGGGUUAAUCCAGGGUUAAUGGCUGAGCAGCAUCAUUCUCAGGGGCAGCCGUUCGUUUGCAGCCGCUCCUCACAAUAUCAAGAAACCCCCCCCUCUAGUCAUGCCCCCGGCUCCCGGAGAGAUAGACGCGGGGAGGGGAAUUGAAAAGAAAGAAUUGAGGACCACCCCCCAUGAUGAAAAUGAGAUAUCCAGCUAGAUGAGAGCAAAGAAACGGGAGCGAUAUCAGAGAGGAGGGGAGGCAGUUUGCAUGAAACGUGCAUGGAGUGAAUAAGAAAAAGUAGAUAAGGUGGUGCUGAGAUGAAGAAGCAGGAAACUGAGAGGAGAAAAAAGGGGGAGAGAAGGAGAGAGGAAGGGAGUUGAGCGCUACACUUCUCCCUGUCCUUGUAAAGUGCUGCGUGCUGUCGAAGCGGCAGCCAAGAAUGUGUCAGCCCAGCCGUCUCACGCUGCCUAAUGGGCUCUUAAACGCUGAUAUAAAGCUCACUCGCUCUCUCGCCCUCCCCCUUUCCCUCUCCCUCUCUUUUUCUGCCUCCGCCGCUCGCUGUCAUUACCUCUCGCUCUCAUCCUGUCUCUCACUCUGUCACUCACUUGUCCUCUUCUUCUCUUUCUCCCUCUUUCUGUUACUCCGUCCAUCAACCUCUCGCCGUCUCUGUCUUCACCUUUUUUUUCCCGCUGCUGUCUUUCUGCUCCCCCUGACUUCUCCUUCAAUUACUUCAUCCUCGCCCCUGAAGCUCUCUUGCAGGUUGUCUCUUUAUUUACUACUUUUUUUUUAUGGUUGAACUCAACACUUCUGCCUGUUUCUCUCUCUCUACUUCCAACAGGCUUCAUAACGCCUUCUACCCAAAGGAUCCCUCCUUCCCUCUCACCCUGUUGCACGUCCUGUCAGCACCACUCCACGGCUUGGCCAAUGCCUUUGUCUUUGGUCUGGAUAGAGAGAUGUGGAGCCUCCUGAGUCCUACUGGCAUGCAGGUACAGCAGCUGCGCACGCAAAUACCUAAAAACAUUUCCACAAGAUUUCUAAUGCCAUCAUGUGAAUCUUUGUUUUGAAAACAGCAGCAGACAGAAUUGAUCUUUCAGUGCAUGAUGUUGAACUGUGGCUGCAAACUAAAGGUUUUUCCACAGUGAUUAAUUUGCAUUCCGUUGUUUUGUGCUUAGUCCAAGAAAACAGAUGUACUAAUCAUAUAUCACCCAAUGUUCAGCUACUGUCUGUUGCUUAUUAUGUACAAAAAAAUCUUGGGUUUACUUUUUGUUAAGCUGCAUCAGAGAGAGUUUGUGACAAGGACAUCUUUUAUCUGCUUGAGAACAGACGAGACACAACAAAGCUCUGUGUAGUUCGACCAAACGUUCUUUCAGCGAUAGGGCGUUAAGAUCUCAGAUGCGAUACAUCCUUCCUGAAGUUGAUCCGUUUCCAGCAUCAGAGUUUAGAGCAAGAAUGGCUGCUUUUGUGAGUCUGUAUUGUUGCACUACAUGGUAUAAAGAUCAGCAAGCCAAUAUGACGACAAUGAAAAUAUUAUCACGUAAUGGCAUAGCAGGUUUAGUGUUGUAACGCUGACAUGGCACUAAGUACCAAGGGGGUCACAUGGUGAUUAUAAUGAGAGAGUCACUUUUGUAAAUAUUAAGUCAUAAACCACGAGACUGGCCCAAAAAUGAAUAUUAUGUCACUCUACAACAAGACUACAAGCUUUCUUGUUCCAGCAAACCGACCAAAAAACUAACUCCCUAUCUAAUCAUCCCACUACCUCACUAUCUAUCUAUGGCCCACAUGCUUUUGUAGAAAACGAUCAGUCUCAACAGUCGAUACAGCAAAGUAUCACGAUAUUUUGUCUGUUUAUAUAUCAUAUCGUCUUGUUUACAAAGUAUUGAUUUUUCAAAUUAACUGUUAAUAUGAAGUCAAAUCUAUGAUAAUAGAAAAAAUAAAAUCAACUGUUUGUCCAGUGAGGUUGGACCUUAAAUAUAUACAUAUAUUUAAGGUUAGCAAAACGUGCUACAUGAAAAUAAAAUACAGCAUAAAUAAGACAUAAGGAAAGCCAAAUGCUACAUUAGCUGAACAGUUGACAAAAUGGUGUAAAUUGCAAUAUAUUGUAUCGCAGUACUCACUGUAUUGCAAAAUGUUAAAAAUCGCAAUAAUAUUGUAUCGUGGCCCAAGUAUCGUGAUAAUAUCGUUUCCCACCCCUGGUCAACAGUGUGCCACAUAAAAAUCAAGUGGAUCCAUUACAAGUAUUUCAAGAACCACAGUGAUGCAAAUCCAUCCAAUAGUUGUCAAGAUAUUUCAGUCCAGAUCAGUGUUUUGGUCCAACUUACUAACUUCCCUAUCCCUGACGCCACAUCCAUACUGUAGCUUUAAAGACAUUAUUGUAGCAGGAGGAUGCUGAAAACAGUGAUACACACUCCUUGUCUGACAAAAAAGGUUUUGGAAAACACAACCGGCCAUCUGUAGCCUGCAGUUUUACCUCCCCUUGAUCUUGUCAGGGUCACAUUUGACCGAAGCCUAUACCCGCAUUCUUCCUGCAAAGUCCAGGACGAAAUAUUUGAAUCAUCAUUAUUUUCCAUUUUCCUGCUCUGCACAACCUUCAAAUGUUGUAGGAUAUUUUGUCUGUGCUUGGUUCAGGGAGUUUGCCAAUGUCAGUCGUUGCAGAAGGAUAUUUACAGACAGAGCUUUCAAGGACGUAUUCAAAACCAAACUCGCACAAACAAAAUAUUUUCAGUGAUAUUUUGGGUGAUGAAGCCACUUGGGCAACCUAUGUGAAAAAAAAGCUGUUUUCCAAUUUUGUAAUGACGUAAAUCAGGCAGCGUUACUUGUAUUGACCAUCCUGAUUUGGGCUUUAUAGGGCUCUAUUAAGGUAAUAAGGUGUUAAUUAAUGAUUUAGAGGAAAAUGUGUGUAUUGGAGGAUACUGGCCCCUUGGUAGGUUUAACCACUCACUGUUUAGAGGGAGCAAAACAAAGAAGAUAAUUGGAUAUCAUCAGUGAGCCCCAGGUGAAUCAUAUCUAAAGUCAUUGCUUUUACAUUCAACUAAUGCUGGCUGUUGUUUGUUGGGGGUUUUAGAAUAGAGGUUCCAUCACAAACUAAAGACAGGGGAAAUGUUUUGACACUUGAGACUUUCAGCUAGGGCUGGGCGAUAAACCGAAAAUUUACCUAUAUCGAAAUUUACGUCAUUUUGCCCAUGUCAAUAUAUUUGGUGUCAAAAAAAUAAAUAAAAGUUGGUUUUGGAUGUGUGUAGGUAGGCUUUGGUCUCAUGUCCCUUCAAGACGCUCUCCUACGUCGGAGAUGUUACUCCACCCCAUCCAGUCCGUAACAAAGAGGGGAAGACAGGUGAGGAGAUGGAGGGCAGUUCAAAAGUUGUAGCGGCUGGAGCAGCAGCUGAAGUAGACGAAGUUAAUGUGGGAGGGGGUGAGCAGCUUGUGGAGUAGUUAUCAUCCAUUUAUUGUUAUUGAGGUGAACUGCUCAAUAUAUUGUGAUAUUGAUUUGAGGCCAUAUCGCCCAGCCCCAUUGUCAGCUAUUGGUAACAGUUCGCAAAAUUUGCAAAAUCUGACUGUAUGUGAGGUGCCAGUUUUGCCCCGUGGUUAAGUCAUGCACCUCAUUUAUACAGGCAGCACUCCUCAAGCAGGUGGCCCAGGCUGUAUUCCAACCUGCAGUCCCUUUUCGAUUCCUCACUCCCCACUUUCUCUCCCAGUUUCUGAUAUAUUCACGUUCCUACCUUCUCUAAAUAAAGGCACACAAAAACAUAAAAAAUACACCUUCUUAAAAAUCCUGACUGAAGUCUUGGGUUGCGGUCAGGCCACAACCGAGCGAUCAGAGAAAGAGAGGGUAUAAAUUUACCCGUGCUUAUCCAACUAUAGAUUUUUACUCAAACGCUUUUAGCUCUCUUCCAAGCUCGAAAUAAUCACUUCAGAAUUUGUAAUGAGACUACUUGCCUUUCCAAAUUAACCAGUGCCAUCUGUCACAGGUGUUUUCACAUCUUCUACACAGGAAACAAGUGUUGGGUAGGAUUCCAAAAUCCCCUUAUUUUCAGAAUUAAAUCACUAAACACUGACUUUUUCUUUAUCUUUUUUUUUCACAAAUUGAGCUUUUAGGGAAAUGUAAUGAGGACAAAUUACCAGAGAAAUUAUGUUUUUACAUUUAACCGCAAACCUCAUUGGCUGUAUUUCACUAAAACCCCACGAUCAAUACAGUUCUCCACAGAUUUGUCUCAAUCUGCAAACAUUGACAGAAUCUGCGGAUAUGAGACUGAGCUGGUAUUGAACCACACUCAUGAAAAAAAUUCUCCAUGGUCUUAGUCCCUGAGAACACACACAUACACACACAUACACACACACACACACACAUUGUCACCUUCUCGGUAUCACCAUGCAGGCUGAUAACGGGUCACGAGGACAAUGUGGACGAGUGGAAUGUGUGGUAUGACCUUCAACCCAAAUGUCAAUGCUGCACUGUGGUGAGUCGGGAGAGAGAGAGACACAGGGAGACGGAGGAGUGAAAUGGAAUCUCAAUGUGUUCGUAAAUCACAGAGAAAAUGUGUGUCAGAGAGACGGAGAGUGAGAGAGGGUGAGACAAGAGGGAAAAGAGAGAGAGAGAGGGAGACGAGCGGCGUGUGUGUUCGUGCUCUAUCGUGACUAACAGCCGGUUGUUAUUCAUCUUGGCAUGCGACUCCCAGCAGCUCCCACACAUCAGGUGUGAGAUUGGCGGGGGAGAGGAGGGGUAAGGGGAGGGGAGGAGGUGGUGAAGGGGGGUGGGGGGGGGGAUUUGUUGCAGCGUCGAAACAUUCCUCCCUCUACUAAACAAAUCUGUGCUUUUUCUUACCAGACGCCCCCCUCAAUACCCUGCGUCUUCAAACCCAGCUCGUUCACCGAGCCGGCGCUCUCUUUCUCUAUUUGUUUCUCUCGCUGUUUGUCUGCGUUUACUUCACGUGCAUUCAAGGGGAAUUGGCUCUAAUUUUUUCAUAGUCCAUAUAAAUGCACCGCUCAUUUGGCAUAUUUGUGCUUGAUGGUUUGUUGGUCCCUCCUCGCCAAUCUUCCUAACAUGAAGCUUGAAGAAGGAAGGUAUUUGGAAACAGCUCCAGAGGACAAAAUCCUCCAUCAGGCUUCUUGUUUUCCAAGAUCUUGAUUGGGUCACUGUGUUAUACUUGUGCACAGCAGGCAGUGUGAAUGAAGAGGACGGACAGGCACGUAGGAUUUCAAUUUCUUAGAUGGAAUAAGUUCAAUCAGGCCGGCCACCAAAACAAAACAUAAAAAUUCAUUGAGUCUAUACAAAACAUUCUUGUUGGGGAAAAACUGACCUGGGGAUUCCACAGGAUCCGGAACAGCGCCACUCAAGCAAGCAUAUAGCGCCCACCGGAUCCAUGCCAUUGGAGGAGAAGCACUCACGAUAUUACCAUUAUUUCUCGUGAGACUGGACGGGAUCUCACGAGUUCUCGCGCGUUUCCUGGUGAGACAUUGAAUGAGAUCCCCCGAUCAGUGUAUAUAAACGGCGGUGUAUAUAAACACCCACAUCCCACAACCCUGGCCUCUCCUCUUAACAAGUGAAGAACAGUUCAACGUAUUGACUUUAUUUUACUUUGAAAAUUAACCAGAUAUUUCACUCUGUAGCCGCAUACAACUUCCCCUGCUGCUCACGCUGCACUGAAUUGUUGAUGCACCAUGCUGCGGCGUCCGGCAAAAAUAGAAGCCUUGCGUAUCUGAUCCAGCCGCGGAGCUGCACGGCGGACGGAUAGUGUGGAAUCACACACAUUGAUUACAAUGCUUGUGUAUUUGAUCUGCCUGCUGUUGCGGAUCGGAAUGCAGCCGAUCCGGAUCUUGUGGGUUUUUGCCUUGGUUCAAUACUGAUCAUAACAUGGAAAGACUGGCUCUCCCCACAGCUUUGUGUUCAGUAGUAACAAAUUUGGACCAUCCUUUCACCUUGAAGUUACCUGACCGGAUCUUGAAUCAGUCAGUAUGUUUACAUGCUGUUAAAAAAAUUGAUAUAUUGCCUUAGUCCGACUAAAACUAUCCUUUGAAAUCAUGUGAACAUUUUAGUCUAUAUUGAACUCCUCAUCAUCAGACUUAAAUUACUGGAUAAUGCAGUUGGGGUUGAUUAUCUCUCCCAUGUAUAUGUCUUAAUCGGGCUAAAACUGGCCAAAGAUUUCUGCUCAUGCUCCAGUGUUCGCGUGCUGGAUGAUGAAUUGCAAAGAAGCUCUGUAGUCAAUAAAACCUCAACAGGUGAGGAAUGUAAAAAAAAGAUCAAACUAUCCUAUCGUGCAAACAAACAGAACAAAGCCUUCAGAGUGACCAUCUUUUAUCAGUCUAUUAGCCUCUUACGAUUGCGUUUUCUUCGAUUGCUGUGAUACAUAAUAGAUCAAGACCCGAUCAUAAUUAGCUGAAGGGGGCAUGACGCCACCAACCGUAGGGAUGGCGGACAUGCUUCUGUCAAUAGUUUGAUUCUCGCCCGGUGUUUGUCCCAGUUAACAAGCAAAGGUGGAAUCAAUCCCUCCUUGCCUUAAGUCAAAUGGGACUUGAUUAGAUGAGAACAGUGCUGUCAUAAGUGGAAAAGUGCAUUCUUAUGACACACACGCACACGGAUCCACAAAAAGGACUUAAAACGCAAGGGUAUGGUUGUCCGUUCAGAAGCUGGUGGUCCAACAAUGUAAUGAAAAACCACUGAAGAGAAGCUUUAUGGGUAGAUUAUGAACAUACAGUAGAUAUCCGUGCUUAAACAUUUACUUUUGAAUAAGCAGAAGUACACCUUCCUUUAAUACUAAUACAAAUUUUUCAGGAUUUUUGACAAUUCUGUACAGGAGAUCGUGGGCUUCACAACACGCACACACGCUUUCCAUAGCAAUCUGCUCUCUCUGAGCUAAACUGGUGCAAUAAAAACAUGGAACUUUGAAUUGGUGACAUCUCCCAAUAACUCAAGCAAUUGGAAGCAUUUUGGGUUUAAUAACAUCAAAGCUGAUUUGAUAAGAAGAGAGUUAAGUAUCAUGUGAAGUCGCUGUAUAGUGCCAUUCAGAGACUUGUGCAAGUGAAUUAGAAAACAAGAAUCAGGCCAGCCAACACACUGCAGCUCUGUAAGUUGUUCUAAUCUCAUCCCAAGGUUUCCCAUGUGCUUGUGGGAGAGAGUCGAGAUGAAAAUACAGCAUGAGGCGAAAAGAACAGAUGCAUGCUGGUGUCAUAAAACCAGUAAGAAGUUAAGCACUGUAAUUUAGCCCACUGAUUUCCCUGCUUGUCAACACGGUCAGCAACAUUAGCAGCUCAUGUAGCUAAUUAAGAUAGUCUGGCUAGACUUUUCGGAGUCAUAACUCAGUCAGAUCUGGACACUCGGACAAGUGAUCCACAUAUAUAUUUAGAUACAGUGAAACUUAGACUUUCACUGGAUACAAGGUUUUGAUGUCCGUCAAGCAAAUUGCUCAUAAAUCGGCUUUGAGAUUGUAGAGGAAAGAGGCUUCUCAUCAUUUCAGAACAUCCUCUAGAGUCUUUUACACUGGCGAAUUUAUUCAGCAAUCUUUUUUUUACUUUUGUAAUAAACACUGAUCACCCCCCCACUUACUGUGGAUGAGGAAGGUGGUAGUGGGUUUCAGCUGUCUCCAUUUUUGGGGGAGGAAGAGUCUUAAGUAUCAGUUUCAUGAAAGACCUGGUCAAAUCUAUGUACUCUAAAUAAUAUGUCUUUUUCAAAGCCCUGCCCCGGCAGCCUCAUUCCAGAUGGUGAAAGUUUCUCUAAUUGGCUGGUGGAAGGGCAACAAGUUAGAGUUUUAUAGAUUUGGGGGAUUAAAAUGGGGAUAUGAUUUUGGUAAUUAGCAGCAGUUAGAAAAAAUAGCCACAUUGAUUAGCAGCAAUUAGUAUGUAAGAAGCAGGGUGCAAUUUUCACUACCUCCCAGCCCUCUGGGGACAAUAGAGGAUUUUUGUAUUGACUCUUCAGACGCAAUUUGACCUAAACAGGGACAUUUACAGAAUGGUCACCUAAUGCGGAAAAAAAUACACCCUCAAGUACCAUCGAGAAAUUAGCUAAUUCUGACCCCUAUGUUCAGCUACAAAAUAAGGGAAGUUAUACAGAACCAACUCAAACUUCUUUAAUGUGUGCACUCUUAGAAAAGAUUAAGAUCUUUUGUAGCCACAGCCAUCAGAUUUUACAAUCCCUCUGUGAAUAGUAGAUGACUUUUGAGAUAUGACAAAUAAGACUACGGACAAUUGAAUUUCCCUGUGGAGAUAAAUCAAGUUCUUCUUAUUCUUAUCCUUAGAUUUUCAAGAAAUUUUCAGGCACUCGAUGGUGGAUAUAGACCUUGUCAACCUCAGAUGUUUUAAUUAUUCCUCUUCUGGGUUUGAACUGGUCACAUGAUACAAAUGUUAAUGCCCGUGCCCAAUCUCACUGUGAAAUUCUCUCACAUGAGUUCACCCUGACCUUAUGUGGAAGUUUUACCAGUGCAAGAAAAAUCUGGGCAAAUUUGGGAUGAAAUCUUUGGCUGAUUCAGUUUCUGAUGUUUUUAACAGAUUCACAACUAGGAAUUGGAAACAGUGGCACAAACAGCCUGGAUUUUCACCCUGAUUUUGCACAGACAUUUUUCAAAGAGGAUGGCAGGAAAAAAUCUGGGCAAAGUCAGGGCAGAAAUUUUUGCCGUUUGCCUUCACACAUACACUUCCUGACCUAAAAAAUACAUAAAUAAAUGUGUGACACAAGAUAGGAGCAUUUCUGUAUUAAAAAUAAACCAUUGCAGGUGAAAGACAUGAAACAGUUUUUUUUAAAUAGUAGUAGCUAACUUUCUAAAAUGAGAAAAAGCAUCCUACUCCUACACACAUUCCUCUACUUCUUCUGAUUGAUCUGCCAGUGACCUCUUUGUAGCCCUGUUAGCUUAAUUGUCAGUUAGUUUUCAUCCUGCACAGUCGACUACAAACACAAGUGAACAGCUUUGGAUGAGGUGCACUGACGUGAGAGCUCCUUUUCUACUCAUUUAACUGCGAAAACAAAUCUUAAUGCCAAAAAUCAAAGUCAAGCCAAUGUUUUCAAGUCCUUUUUGUUUCUGUGCUGAGAGGAUUCCCAAAGUUCAGCCGGAGCUAAAUACGGGCUUCAGCUGUUCAGUAUGCCUCCUCUGCAUUCUGCAAGAGUGUGAAGAUUUUAUAAUAAUCAGUUUACUUCAGCGAACAUAAACCUGAUUUCUUAUUGGCUGCAUAUCUAGAUUUUUGAUUUCUGUGUGCAUGUUAAUGUUCUGCUAACACUCUGCCUUGUAUACCCUUCAUUUUCAGCCCUGUUUUCUCUUCUAUCCCAUCUGCAACUCUUCUUCUUCUCCCUCUCUCUCUCUUUCUCUCUCUCUCUCUCUGUCUCCCCUCUGCUAAUCUCUAUCUGUGCCUCUCUAUGUGUCUCUUUCCCUGCCUCUUCUGUUCCCCGAACCUUGUUACAGCAUCUCCGGAAUUUAUCUCUCUUACAUGAUUUCUGCCGCCCCUCUUUUGUGUUGUAUCUCCCUCCCACCUGUGUUUUCUUUCUCUGUCUUUCUCUCUCCUUCUCUCUCUCACUCAAUCACUCUCUCCCCCCUCUUCCUCUCUUUCCUUCCCUCGAUAUUGAUCUGCAUUCUAGCCGUACAGCUGAACCGCCUGUGGCUCUGCAAUGAGUUCACCUCUCGCUUCUUCUUCUCCUGCGUGUAUGCGAGUGUGCGUGCAGUGGGGAGAAAAAAUGCUCCAGAUCCUCAUGUUGCUGAAAUCGUAGACUAUACGUCAGCGCUAAGCCAACGGAUUUGAAGAUGCUAUUUCUGUGCCAGAACCAUGUGCGUCCGUUUAAGGGGUUCUCAGUUUGUUUUCUGUGAAAAUCUUUUUUUUAUAUCUUCCUAUUUCAGCCAGUUAACGUCAAAACUUAGUGUAACGGCUUUCAUUAUGAGCACCUCGAUACUCUGCUGACUCUCAGCUGGUUAAACAUUAAUGAUUCUGCCCCUUCUUGCUCCCUCUGAUCACCUGCUCUGUUUUUUAAAACUGCUUCGAUUCAAGGCUUUGAUUUGCAAGUUUUUUUUCUGUUUGAUAAUCCAUCCUUUGGACCACAAUUCUUUCUGUUAUCACAGAGUGUGCCAGGGUACAUUCCUUUUUCAGCUUAUGCUGCAUUCAGUUACCUCGGAAGUCAGAUGUCGGAGCUGAGAAUGAUGUUACACCCGAGUUGACGGCGUUCCGGUAAACAAGUCGGAAAACCAAGAUGGACGCCUACUGUUACCUGUUGUUAGCUGUCGUUAACCAUUGUCUGUUGUUGUUGUUAGCAGUUGUCAGUUGUUGUUGGCGGAUGUUAAUUGUUAGCGAUACUUGCUGUAAACAACGCAUAACACAGUAUUUUACUCUUACAAACACCAUAGCACCGUGUUCACAGUUUGACGUUGGGCGGUACAAUUUAUACCACUUACCUAAUCUCACAAAAACAAAAGAGAAGUGCUAAUACAUUACGAGAGCUUUUACUGUUACUCUUUACUGUUGAUGCACUGUGCUGCCAUCUUGAAUUAUGACGUUUUCGUCAAGUCAAAGUUGGUGGGGAUCGUCCGACUUUCCGAGUCAGAAAUCCGACUUUAGGGGGUUUUCCAGAUGAAUUUCCAACUCGGAGCUCGGAAAUCCCAACUUCUGAGUGCAACUGGAACGCAGCAUUAAUCCUACGCUGUAUAAUUAGCAUGAGACAGUAUCACUGACUAUGUAAUAUUAAAUCAUUAAGUCCACUUACUCAUCAGUUAAGCUGUACAGUUACAUCCUACAAGGCCAAAGUUUCAUGCAUACUGAUGUCUGGGUAUUUCAUCCAACCAAAAGUAAAACCUGAAAACAUGCAGCGGGGUUUGGUCAUGUAACAAAAGAAUGCCUCUGCAUGCAGGGCUGUAUGUAGGUGCUGGAAGCAGGAGGUAAUAACUAGUUGAGUGACAAGCUGGCUGUCAAAGAGACUUUCAGCGUGUCCAUAAAACAGGCCAUCUCAGAACCUGUCAGCAAACGUCUAAUGACUGUAUACCCUCCAGGAGUGACAGCCAACAUUUCAGGGCUUCAGGUGUAGCCAGCAUCUGGUAGUAAAGGAUUUCUGGCCAUGGCUGCCUUGUUUGCGUGCUUCCUCUGUUUACAGUCGGACAAGCUACUUGAGAUGCAAGAGCAGAGAUGACGUCUCAGGACAGAUCUUCACUUGCACUUGCAUUUGCAUGCAGAUCUCUGUUUGUAGACAAUAAUUAAAGCCAAAUUGCAGUGGAAUGACCACCAGUGGGAGUCGGGGUUAUAUUAUGAUCCACCUCUUUGGCUUUCCACACAAACUGCUUUAACUAUACAUAGCCAGAGCUCGCUGAAACAGUCGUGGAUAAUAUUAUUUGUGCUGCUAAUGAAAACCAAAAGGCCAUUCAUGGUCGUGAGUCCACAGAAUCUAUGAUUUUUAGAGUUAUCGUCUACAGAAAGAGAGGAAAUGUAGAGAGCAGAGAGUGGGGCAUGAUAUGUAGCAAAAGGUCUUUAUUCUCUAAAGACUGGGCACGUGCUUUAACCCCAAGGUUCUCAGUUUUUAUGGAAGAUAAAAAAAUAAAAAUUAGCUACUGAUACCGAUGAUUAACUUUUUAAGCUAUUAUUUGCUGAUACCAAUAAUAUACCAAUAAUAUUGCGCACCCCUAGUUAACGUUCAGUUACACAACAAGCAUUUUAGGGUUUAGCUUCAUGUGUAAAACUACUUUGUUAAAUAUCGCUGAUUUCCCACCUUCCCUUCGUCCCCUUUUGAGGACAAGCAACAAGUGUUGCUUGCAAUAGUGAAAGGUUUUCUGUUUAACAAGCAUGCUGAAUCUCUUUGACCAACUAGUUGCACUGAGGGUUUUAUGAUGUGUACCAGUUCCCUUGGAAGUCAGAUGUUGGAGCUGGAAAUGACGUUACACCCAAGUUGACAGCGUUCCAGUAAACAAGUCAGAAGACCAAGCUAGACGCCUACUGUUAGCCAUUGUUAGCUAUUGCUAACAAUUGUCAGCUGUCGUUAGCUGUUGUCAGCUGUUGUUAGUUGUAACACAUAACACAGUGUUUUACUCUUACAAACAGCAUAGCAACAUGUUUACAGUUGGACAUUGGGCAUUAGAACAUAAACCACUUAUUUAAUGUCACAAAAACAAAAGAGAAGUGCUGAUAAAUAAUACAUUUCGAGAGCUUUCACCGUUACUCUUUACUGUUGAUGAACUGCGCUGCCAUCUUGGAUUAUGACGUUGUCGUCGAGUUGGGGUUGGUGAGGAUCAUCCGACUUUUGGAGUCGGAAAUCUGACUUCGGGGGGCGUUCCAAAUGAAUUUCCAACUUUCCGGAGCUUGGAAAUUCCGACUUUAAAGUUCAAGUGGAACAGCAUUAGUUUUAACACCACUUGCUUGGAACCGUAGCAAAGAUGUUACCUAAAGAGUGCCAGGUAGAAGAUAAUCAUGUUGAAAAUUUAAUUUCAGUUAAGCCCCUUUUAGAGGAGCCUCCUUAUACAGUAGAAAUGAGUCAAUUGGAAGAGAAAGAUUAAACAGUGCCUCUUGAUUGGUCAGUCAUGACUUGAAGUUUAAGUGAAAGUUGCAAGGCACAGAAAUGGUCAGACAAACUCUGCUAUUUGCAUAUUGGAUGAUCUGACAGACACUACUGAUGUGUACAGACUGAGAGUAACACUCUGGAGUGAUUCACACAACCUGGAGGCUUUCAAGCUUGUUUAGCACCGAGCAUGUGAAUUACAGCUGAUUUUUUCCCCCCGCCAUACUGCCGCUUGACGUAGUCGUAGAGAUCAAGCGACAUAUUUCCACACAUCGGCGAUUGUUCUUGUUUAAGUCCAAGGAGUUCCUUAAAGCUGAAUCAAAUCAAGUGUAUUUGAGCGUGUCAAUCAGCUCGUCCUCUUCUUUGUUUGAAGUGUGGGACUUUAUGUAAGUCGAAUGAAGUGGAAAAUGAAAACAACUGUGCUUCUGUGUCUCGAGGGAAUCGGAACAAACAGAAGCGAUUGGUUGCAUUCAGCUUGUUGUUCUUGUUUUGUCAGAGGACGUUAGCAUAAAGUCAAACUUUUCUCAAGCUCUCUCCGUUUGUGGGGCUGCUAUUUGUUCAGCAUUAAAUCAUAGUGGGCGUUACCAGGAUGAUAUCUGAAAGGUUGAGUUCACAUUGGGCCUCCAGUGUUUCGGUCAUAGAGUAAAACAAGCUGCCGGUGUUUCUACAUUUACCAACUCAGGAGACAGUUUUCAAGAGUGUGAAACACCAGCUUAGUGUGGGUGGAUCCCCCCAGAACGGAAAGAAAAAGAUGUAUUUUCAAACAAAGCCGGCUUAGUGUAAAAAUACUCUUUACACCAGCACAAAGACAGUGCGAUAAUCUUGGCCUCUGUGUGUCUGUUUUCUAGCUGGCUCUGCAGUCGCGGCUGUGUGACAGGACCCGGAUCGGAGAGUACCACCCCGGGGCGGUGCGCUACACGCAGGCUGACCUGGUCGACCUCAGCGAUGACGACGACGAUGACACCAACGUGCUCUUCUACUCCCCCGACAUGACCCUGAAAGACAGAGGACCCUGAGAGAGAGAAAGGGCAGAAAAGAGAGAGAGGGAGAAAGAGGAGAGAGAGGGAGAGAGAGAGAGAGAAAGGAGCACGGAGGAGGGUCAGAGCUGCAAAGAGAGACGCAGCGGAUUAGAAACUGAGAAGGAGGAAGAAGAGAGGUAGGGAGGGAAGAGGAGGGAAGAUUGGGGGGACAGUCAGGCAGAUAGAAGCCGGAGAUGAGCUGUCAGGUUCCAUUAUUAAUCCCCAUCCUUUACUAUUUAAUAUCCUAAAGACACACACACACACACACACUCCUAUACUGAGCAGAGUAGUGCUCCCUGCUAUACUACCAUCACAGAGGAGCGGCUCUAAAGAUGCUCCUAAUGUUAAAAGGCGUCCGCAGCAUUCAUAAGGUCUUAAAACAAUUUCCCUCUCUGCAUCGCCCUCUUGACUCUUGGAUUCGGCUGCGCUUUGGCGCACUACAAAAAAAAAAGGAGAAGAAAAAGUCUUAAAAGAGCGAAGUCUUAACAAGGUGUUAGUUCAGCACUCGCUGCAAUUACCUACUUCUGCAGGGGGACGAGGUAGAAAGCAGGGUGUAAAAAGUGCCCUGUGUGUUAGACAUGAGAACAUGUGUACUGAGAUUGGUCUGUGUACUGAGGAGUUUUCCUGGUGAUAUAAAGAGGGAGGUAGGGUUCGAUUUGGCUACAUAAGGGGGCCUGAAACAGACAAGACUUGGAUGGGCAAAUAAGUCCCAAAGCAUGAGUGUUUCUUGCAGUGAGUCUCUCCUUCCUCAGGCAGUAUUUAUUUUCUCUUUAUUCUCUUUACAUAUGGUAUUGUUAAAAAAAAUGUUUGCACACCUUUGAAAGGUUGUUUUUGUAUUUUUUUAAAGAAAUAUUACAUCUGUUUGUUAUACUGUAUUUAUAACAGAUCAAUGUACCCUAUAUAUUUAAGUGAACUCUCUAUUUUUGUACGUGCCUUGGACUAGAAUACGAGGAAAAUGCUUCUCUUGGUCCGAAACCUUCUGCUCUGUUGUGACAGUAGAGCAGAGCCUGAUUCAAGACAUUCAGCCUUAUGAACAACUACAAGAACAUGUGAAAUUAGUCAAGUAAAUCCCCCCUCACACACAAACACACACACGCGGGGGCAAACACACAUUAUUUCUCUUGUCAAAGCAGGUUGGAAAAAGAUGACACACACAUACACGGUUCCCACGACAUCGCAACAGCCCUCAGUGCUCAUCAUCUCUCUGCCCUCGUCUUUGGCACUGAGGGGACGAAGCUGAGGUGUGAUUGGCAGAAUAAAACACUCACAUUAAACUCAACCUCAGUCCUUUCGGUUUUGCACAUAUCAGAGCGGUUUUCAUCGCUGUUGGCACACACCGCUGCCUGUCAGCUGCCUCUUUGACGGGGGUGAACUAAUGAACCCACACUUGACCCCUUCUCACCCCUCAGGUGUUGAACUUUUCAGCUGAGGUGUCAGCAACACCCGAGUGCAACUUGAGUUUGCGGAUCACGAGAGCCCCCCACCACUGGAUAACACACAUCCAAACACGCACACACACUUGCUCCGUGCCCCUUCCCCUCUUGUGGCACUGCUGCUGCUGCUUUUACUUGACUGUGCACUCCAUCAAAUAAAUGAGCAGGAAAGACAUUUCAUAACAAA
Xyrichtys novacula (pearly razorfish) is the source of this 69319-nucleotide messenger RNA. Lineage: Eukaryota; Metazoa; Chordata; Actinopteri; Labriformes; Labridae. The record is from the annotation of a GenBank genome assembly.